Messenger RNA from Paramuricea clavata, 51114 nucleotides. The record is from the annotation of a GenBank genome assembly. NCBI's taxonomy places the organism in Eukaryota, Metazoa, Cnidaria, Anthozoa, Malacalcyonacea, Plexauridae.
AGUUGUUUACUUAGUUUUGAGCAUGUGUUACCUAACGUACAAAAUGUUUCCUCUUAAUUUUUUUAAGGUUUGGGACUUGCUUAAUGGCAAUGAGAUUACUGGUAUUGAGCUUGAUAGUAAAGCUGAAUUAGUUCGCUUCAGUUCGGACGCGAGGCUAGUUAUAAUUGGAUGUGACGACAAGCGAGUUGUUAUAUGGAAGUGGCAGAACUAUGAUGGAAAGUGGGUGGUCACCUUACCAUCAUCAUUGACCACAUUUGCCGAAAUAGCAUGCGAUGGGAACAUAAUUUACACGUGCAGCCGAAAUAUGAAAGUUUGUCAAAUCGAUCUUGGCUCACUAAAAGUGUCGACUGUUCGUCAAGGGCCCUAUCCAAAUUGUACGCCUUUGGUUGUAUUACCGGACGGCAAAGUUAUAUUGCGCGGGACACUUGGAGAUAGUGGUUUAAGUCGUUGGACACUUUUAACUAACAAUUCGUUCAAACUUGUUGCAGGUAGGUAAAUAGAAAGCUUUGUUUGUAAUUUUCUUAAAUAAUAAUUCACCUAUACAAUGGAAAACAUAAUAUAUUGGGGGGUUGAUGGGGGAGGGAGCGACCAUUCCUCCAAUAUUUUCUGAACGCUUUUUCGGGUUAGUUAAAUAGCUGUGUAUAGCAAAGCUGCAUGUAACAAUAUUUUACAAUCGUGAAAGUACGGGUAGGCUAUAAAUUAAAGCCGCGGUCAAACGAGGAUGAGAGUUGAUGAGAGUUGGUAGUCAGGAAUUAUUAUGGGACACACUUCAAGCUUCAGAUAACAGGUGGGAGAUUUACCUGAGCAUGCGCGAUCAAAAUGAGCCACGCAAUUGCGUGGAAUACAUACAACGCGUGUUUACAAAAAGGCGCAAUUCUGUAAAUAUUGCCAAAUGUUUGGUACAAAAUAAAUGACUGUUUUAUGUUGGAAAUGGACAUGAUCUAAAUUAAUCAUACAGAACUUUUUAGUGACGUUCUAUUUCAGUACCCUGCCAUUGUCCUUGGUGUGCUGUCCGUGUGUGAUUCGAUCUGAAACAGUUGCUACUUUAAUAAGUUCUUUGCUACUUUGCUGUCGAAACAUUUCGAAUGUUUAUAUAAAAAUAGAGGCAAGUCAUGCACUUUAUAACCUCGUAAACUGUAUGAACCCCUAUUUUUACGCUUGUACCUAAGACAUCAAAUAAAUAUACAUGAAACAGAUAACAUUUUUGGAAAGUUUUAUCGUGAGACCACGGCCAGUUUUUAAAUCGAUCUUCAUUUAUUUUCCAGUCAUCACCAAAAUUACACUAGAGCCGGACCAUGAAUAUACAACAAAUUUUGAAUCUCAUCAAGUACAAAAAUAUUUAACAUGUAACCAAAAUAUGCUCAUGAAAUGGAUAGUAAGAGUUAAAUUUUUAAACUAGACACUUCUCAAGGCGGUUUUCAUGAAGGAAGUUUACUUUUCGGCCUUUAGUUUUAGUUUAGUUUUAACAGCUUUAUUGAACGAUGUUCAAACGGCAAGAGUGCGAACGGGACUCAAGCCCGAUGCGAGCCACUCUCCCUCUUGAAUUUCGUUUACAUCUAAUAUCAUUAUUUACAAAAAAAUUAUAAAUUGGUAAACAUAUACCAGCUGAUUAAUUAAUUCAAAUUAGGAAGAUAUUGCACCACAUAAUACAGAUUUGUAUAAUCAUAUUAAAAAUUAGAAAACUGAAUCAGGAUAAAACAAACCCUUACACGAGGAGCUGGUAUAUAUUUACAUCAGAAUUAACUAUUUCUAUGGCAUGAACAGCUACGAUAUAAAGACCACGUACAGCACAUGUCCACAUCAAAACUACUACUUAAUAAAUUGAAGUAUGUUCUUGAUAAGAAGGAUUUAAACGUUGCCAAACUGCGAAGAUCUCUAGGCGAAGCAAUUUUGCAAGUAUGAUUCCAGAGUGGAACAAUACGGUUAAAGAACGAUGUCUGAAAAGUGCUACUUUUACAUGACGGAACUUUAAGCACUAGAGAAGGAUUAUUACAAUUACGGGUACGACUAUGAUUAACAAAUGACACAAAAUUGAAACCAUCCAAAUCAUACAAAAUAUGCAAAGUUUUAAACAUAAAUGUCAGAUCCUUAAUUUCCAAGUCAAACACCAGUGGUAAAAGAUUCAGAGCCAGCAAUCUAUCCUUGUAGGUCAUGUCACCUUUCUUCGAUUGAAGGAUCCAUCUUGUUGCACGCCUUUGGACUUGCUCCAGAUAUAAUUUGUUAUUAUUUUGGGAGGGAGACCAAACCUCUGUGGCAUAGCAUAAUUGCGACUUGACGAGCGAAAGAUACAGAGUGCGCCGGAUACUGCGGUCUGUUAACAAGGGGCAUGUUCUGCUAAGCAAACCCAUCAACCUGUUCGCCUUGACUUUUAUUUUGUUGAUAUGGGUUGUCCAUGAAAGGUUACUGGUCACUGUGAUUCCCAGAUCAACUUCAUCAUUCACACGCUUCAAUUCGGAUGAUCCCAGAUAAUAUUCGAAAAGAAAAGGUGUUUUACGGCGGGAGAAUGUCAAUAUUUUACAUUUUGAGGGAUUAAAGUUGAUGUUGUUAUCCUUACUCCAAACAUCCGCACACGAUAAAGCUUCUUGUAAUUGUGAACAAUCCUCUGGAGUUGAGAUUUCUCUAUAUAAUUUGGUAUCAUCAGCAUACAGUCCUGUUGAUGUAGAUUCAGGAAUGACAUCAGGAAGAUCGUUGAUGAAGAGUAAGAAAAGCAUUGGACCCAAGAUGCUUCCCUGUGGAACGCCAGAAGUGACAGGGGACCAUGACGAAGCAGCACCCUCUACAACAACUCGCUGGGUACGGUUAUGCAGGUAGUCAGAGAACCAUCUGUAAAGGUUUCCUGAGAUACCGUAAUCUUUCAGCUUUCUUAGGAGAAUGGCAUGAUCCACUGAGUCGAAGGCUUUAGCGAAGUCAAGAAAUAGAAUGUCCGUCUGGGUAUUUUUGUCAAGCAAUUUUCCAAUACGAUGUAACGUUGAAAGAAGCUGUGUAGUACAAGAACGGCCUUGAAGAAAUCCAUGCUGAGCUUCGUUAAUCGAAUCUCGGAUAUGUUCGUAGAAACGAUUACAAACGCAUCGCUCCAAGACUUUGCUGAUGAUAGAUAGCAGUGAAAUUGGACGGUAGUUGAUAGCUAGUUCUUUCUUAUCUUUCUUAUGAAUUGGUGAAACAUCAGCUGAUUUCCAUUCAGAUGGAACAGUACCAGUAUGUAAUGACUGAUUAAAGAGUGAGCAAAGACUUGGGGCAAUGGCAAACUGCAUUCCCUCAAUACCCGAGCAGGAAUACCAUCUGGGCCUGUUGCCUUAGUUGGAUCCAAGUGUGCAAGAUGAUGGGCAACUUCUUCUUCCGAGACAGUCAUGUCAGACAAUCGUUCCACAGGCGACAGUAAGACAGGUGAAUCAUCAGUGAUAGGUAAAGCUUUAAGUGGUCGAAAAACGGAGCAAAAGUAUGAAUCCACCACUUCAGCGGUAAAACGCACGUGUAAAUUCCAAAGGUGUCACGUGGUACAAAAUGUAAACCUUGCGGACAUUCGCUCUGUUGUGUAAUAGGAGUUAAUAUGGCGCUCACUAUCGUUUGUGAUUUGAAUUGCAAAUUUAUAUUGUAAUUAUUGUAUAUUUCGGUGUUGUUAUACUACAAAUAUAAAGAAAAAUGUCUAAAGAUUCUAUAUCAGAUAUUAACGGCGUUGUAGUUCCUAAAAAUCAAUUGCUUUGAAACGACGGCGGUGCAUAUAGUAAUUUUAAUGAUUAUAGUGAUUUAAUAUGGUUGCGACGAAGAGAUGCGCUUGGGGAACAUUUACUGUAAAGAUUAUUUUCGCUACCCACAUUCGAUGGAUAAGAAUAAGAAUGGCCAUCCUGUAUAUUUCUAUCGCUUCCCAGCACCAAAAAGAUCACAAGAGAAGCGGUCGCGUUGGAUAACAGCCGGUCAUCGAGGCAAUAACUUUACUUGUUCUAUAGAGGAAAGCUAUAUUUGCAGUUUGAUAAUUUUGUGGGCCACUUGGUGAAACGUCACCGAGUCCCACCAUAGAUAAUAUUGUCCACAAUGAUGACUGCGAAUCUUCCACAAAAGAAAAUGCAACAAGGGUAAUUAUCUGAAAUUUACCAUAUUAUUAAAGUUGCAGAAUAGAGUAUAUUUCUCAUCACAUUGCAUAAUGUAGUUUUAUAUAGGGCUAAGAUUGGUAAAGUGUGAGUAUUUUUAAGUACCUUGUUGGUAAAUUAUGAAAGGUAGUCAAACAGACAAAAUUCUAUUUUAGACAAAAUUCUGUUUGAAAAGUGGGGGAGGGGGUGGCUCUCCCCCUGUCCCCAGAAUUUACACUACCUAUCUUUAUAACAGUAACCAAAAAUCAAUCUUUUCCCAUAUAUAUAGCCAUCAAAAUCUUAGAAUUAAGUACUUUGUCUCUGACAAUGGAAUUUAUAGGAAUAUAGCCUGUUUUAUAUUUGCAUUUUUUUAUUACUAGACUUUAAUUUCUGCAUGCAAAUGAUAUUUUAUUACACCAAAACCCAAAAAUGGUUCACCCAAAUCUGUUUAUGCGACUAGUGGAAAAUAAGGAUAAAACUUAUCAUUAUACAGGUAAUAUAUAUAUAUAUAUAUAUAUAUAUAUAUAUAUAUAUAUAUAUAUAUAUAUAUAUAUAUAUAUAUAUAGCUUAAGGUUUUGGUUUACGAAACACAAACAGUGCUCAAUACCAUAUAGAUAGAGCGUAAUAUAGUUUUUCGUUUUACCUCAAAUAACCACAACAGUCUGUUUCAUCCGUAUAGGAAUCAUCAGGUGGUCAGGUGGACAUAUAUAUAUAUAUAUAUAUAUAUAUAUAUAUAUAUAUAUAUAUAUAUAUAUAUAUAUAUAUAUAUAUAUAUAUAUAUAUAUAUAUAUAUAUAUGCUUAUAAUACACUCACAGUGCAGGAUUGUCCAAAGAUUGUCUGGAUUUUAUAUUUAGUACAUUUAGGGGCGUCGGAAGCAGUGGGAGGGGCGAGCCCCGACUUUUUAGUUGAGGGCUUAAAUAUCUUUGCCCCCCCCCCCACUUUUUAACAAUGGUCAAUAAUAGACCACAAAGUUAAUUGAUAUUAUUUCAGUUAUGCAUCUAGACAAAACAAUGUGAGAUAUUUUAUGACAUUUUGUUACCAUUAGAACUCUGUAAAUAUUCUUCUAAAAGUGCAGGAAAUGGCAUUUCAGACACUCUAGUUUCAAUUUUUUUUUCAGGAGGAUAGGGAAAUAAUUCAGCAUAUACAUAUCAAUAUAUUUUAAAGUUUUGUAAUGACCGAAGAAAGCCAAGGUACCAUUAGCCAGUGUACAGACUCAACCCAAAUUUUUUAAAUGCCAACUUGAGUUGAAUUUUCUAUUGUAUCCCAGCCUGUGUGCAGAUAAACUCAACCUGAAUUUCAUAAUUCUCAACACAAGUUGAGUAUAUUACCUGUAUAAUGAUAAGCUUUAUCCUUAUUUUCCACUAGUCGCAUAAACAGAUUUCGGCGAAACAUUUUUGGGUUUUGUAGCAUUUUGUUGGUGUAUAAUACAACAUAUUUGCAGAAAUUAAAGUCUAGUAGUAAAAAAAAGAAUGCAAAUAUAAAACAGGCUAUAUUCCUAUUAUGUCCAUUGUCAGAUACAAAUUACUUAAUUAUAAGAUUUUGAUGGCUAUAUAUCUAUGAGCAGAGAUUGAUUUUUGGUUACUGUUAUAAACAGGGGUUGUGUAAAUUCUGGGGGAUAGCCACCACCCUCCCCACUUUUCAAACAGAAUUUUGUCUAAAAUAGAAUUUUGUCUGUUUGACUACCUUUCAUAAUUUACCAACAAGGUACUUAAAAAUACUCACACUUUACCAAUCUUAGCAUUUUCUUUUGUGGAAGACUCACAGUCAUCAUUGUGGACAAUUUUAUCUUUGGAGGGACUCUGUGACGUUUCACCAAGUGGCCCACAAAAUUAUUGCAAACUGCAAAAUAAUAUAGCUGUCCUUUAUAGAACAAGUAAAGUUAUCGCUUGAUGACAGACUGUUAUCCAACGCGACCGCUUUGGUGCUGGGAAGCGAUAGAAAUAUAUAGGAUGGCCAUUCUUAUUCUUAUCCAUCCAAUGUGGGUAGCGAAAAUCGCUUUUAAAUGUCUACCUCAAGCGCAUCUCUUCGUCGCCAACGUUAAAUCACUAUAAUCAUUAAAAUUACUAUAUGGACCGCCGUCGUUUCAAAGCAAUUGAUUUUUAGGAACUACAACGCCGUUAAUAUCUGAUAUAGAAUCUUUAGACAUUUUUCUUUAUAUUUGUAGUAUAACAACACCGAAAUAUACAAUAAUUACAAUAUAAAUUUGGAAUUCAAAUCACGAACGAUAGUGACCGCCAUAUUAACUCCUAUUAUACAACAGAGCGAAUGUCCGCAAUGUUUACAUUUUGUACCACGUGACACCUUUGGAAUUUACACGUGCGUUUUACCGCUGAAGUGGUGGAUUAAAAAGUUCUGCUUUUUGUUUUGGGGUCGUCGCUGUCUCAUCGUUGUGUAAUAUGACAGGAUUCAAUGCUGAACGGUGGUGGAGUGCCGCUUUAUGGUAAUUCCAAAACAAUUUCGGAUUUUCUUUAAAUGAAAUUUCAAUUUUGUCCAAAUACUUUUUAUGUUUCUUUCGAAUAACAUUCUUGACUUGCUGACACAAUGUCCGGAGUUUAACUUUACGUUCAGGCGUUUUCUUCAAGCGAUAUUUACGUAAGGCGGUGUACUUUUUUCGGAUUAGAUGGCGAACUUCUCCAUCAAUCCAGGGAGGAGAGUUGGUAUUCUUAACAACUUUGGUCGGAACAUAACUUGACACAACUGAUAAAAAUAAGUCCUUCCAAUGUUUCCAACAAUCAUCAAUGUUGUCGGAAAAAGAUACACGGAGAUCUGUUUGAGACAAGGCUUUACAAAGUUCGGGAAAGUUAGCUCGGUUGCAAUCAUAGACUGUUCGCCGCACAGGUUUUGCUUUUCUGAACUUUGUACGAAUAAGGAAUUCAAUAGUAUAGUGAUCAGACGGAAAGUUAUGUUCAUUACAGGAGAGAGUUAUCGGACAGGGUUUCGGUACGAUUACAAAACAGCAAAUCAAGCUUAUUUCCAGCACGGUGGGUUGGGCCAUCAACGAACUGAUACAGAAAAUUAUCGCCGAUAAGUUCACAAAGGUUUUCACCAUUGUAGCAUCCACCAGUGUUAAUAGGAGUUGAUGGGCUGUCUGACCAGGAGAUAGAAGGAAUAUUAAAGUCACCAACUAGGAUUAUGCAACAUGACUCCGGGUUACUUGCUAUGGAGUUGUUUAGAAGAUUGAGACCGGCAUCAGGAGAGGAGUUGGGAGGACGGUAAUACACAUAAAGAAUUACUGGUUCAUUGUUCCCAUUAUUGAGUUGAACUACAGCAAGUUCAAUGCCAUCUCUUUCGAGGUCACAACGCAGAGUAGCAUGUAGUUUUCUUUAAUCGCGAUUAGAACUCCACCGCCAAUUCUCCCCGUCCUGUCCCGACGAAAAAUAUUGAAACCCGGGAGCAGUUCCGUAUCAAGGAUCGUACUGUUCAACCAAGUUUCCCAAAUACAGACAACUUCAUAUUCACCACUGUGAACCAACUCCUGCAGUAAGGUUAUUUUGCAAACUUUAUUUGAAGUGUCAUUGUCAGCAGGGACGAAAGACUUCAAACUUCGGGCGUUUAAGUAAAGGACUUUAAGAUCGCUAGGAUUAGUUUUACACGGCUUAGCAGGAAUGGGAUUGGAAGGACCUGGAUUUAGUUGCUCGUCGUUUGCCAAGAGGACCAACAUUAGUAGUAAAGACGAUCUUUGUAGUAAGGCAGAUGCAUUUCGAACAGUUCGAAGAAUAGAUAGUGACGUCGAAUCUUUUCUCAUACGACGGGCUUGAGAAUAACAAGGAGAAGUUAGAAUGUUUGUAGACGAGUAAAAUAAUGUCUUACGAUCUUCAUUUGUGAAACGAACCACACGGAAAAUCAACCAAGCAAAAAGAACUGUAUAGACUGUUUUGAGAAAGAUCAUAUUUUAAAUGUUAUAAAACGAUGUAAAUAAUAUUCAAGGGUAAACCCCGCACAUAUUGUACAUGUUGGAAAGCGAUAAUAGAGCAAUGAUAAUAUUAAUCUUGAGGGUAAUGUCAAAGUUCAAACAGGUAAUUCCAAAGAUAAAUGACUUUGUAAUUAUGUAUUUAUAACGUUGUUGCCAUGACGAACGACGCUAGAUGCGAAUAAUUCAAAAAAUUCCAACGGUCAAAAUCAUAAAAACGCGUAUUAUUGAAAUUUUCUUUAUCACAAAAACACCAACAUUGAUACGAUAAUAUGAACAAAGUACUUAUACAGUACAGAAAAUGUUAGACAAAUCGAAUGAACAGUGAAGACCAAUUAGCCAGCAGUAAUGACGAAUCAGUAAAUGCAACACAACACAACAGACAAUGACCACGUCCACGGUAAUAUAAUUCCAAAUAAAUGCGUAAAUUCACAGGGCCCACUAGCGAAUAUCUCAAAAUAUAUACCAACAGAGUCACCAACAAGAGCCUUUGAUUCUUGGCAAAAAUUUGACCACAACACGUGCGAAGCAACUGGGUCUCAAAGACUUAGCUAAAACAUUGUGAGCCCCUAUUUUCCAUGACGAUAUGUUUGAUAAUUAGAAACGCCGAAAAAGCUUUUCUUUUCAUUUAGCUAUAUUUGAAAUUGAGGCCACGGGUUAUUUUUAAGAAAAUACAGUUCAAAGUCAAGCUAUUUUUACAUAUUUUCAAAAUUUAUUAAAUUUUGCGAGCUUGUAUUUUGAACUUAGACCACUGAAAUUACAUUAACAAACAUACGAUAGAAAAUUUGAAGCAUAUAAAGUUAAUUUCAACUUAUAUUUCAUUCUCAUAUCACGUUUUUCUUCGUUUAUUACGGUUUUAAACAAGCCAUAGCUCGAUGUAUACACCAUUCGCCCCUAUCAGUGUUCACGUCGCCCUAAUCACUUCUUUCAAUCACUGCAUUACAAAACAAAUCAUCCCAAAACAAAAAAUUCUUGAUCGAUUUUUAAAAGAAUAAGCGUUAAUUUGUAAAUCGUUGAAUGGAAAGCAAAAAAUCGUCAGCUAAAACAGCUUCUUGCUAACUUUCUGCUUUGUUUUGAAUGUAAAACGCAAUAGAGCUUUGUUUCUGCCCGCGAAUUUUUGGUCAGCGACGACAAAUUUCAUGCCUGUUGCUCCAGAUUAAAAAAAAUAAAAUUUUGAUUAGGUUCCAACUAUGUUUUAAUUUUUAUUAUAUACAUGACAAAAUACUGCUAUUUGAUUGGUUAAAGGAGUGCAAUUAUUUUAUUAAUUAUUUAUCUUCUGUAAUCAGUGGGAAAUACUGUUUCAUUGGUUUACAGGAGUGCGAUUUGAGCAUUAAUCGCACCUUCUCUGAGCUGUAAUUGCACUCUUGUCGACAACCAAUGAAAAUCAGUCUAGUAUUUACAACUAGCCAAUCAGCAUUCAGGAUACAAACAUUAAAUUUUAUUUUCAUUAUUGCUGUAAAAAAUUUCAAAAUGGAGGAAUUCAGAAAUUUUGAAAAUUUUGACCUUUUAAUUUUUAAUUUUUAAAAUAAAUUAUAUAUUUUCUGACGAAAAUGACCUACCUGUUCUUCCAGCAGACACCGAACUAGGCACAACCAGCGGUUAUAUUUGAAUCAGAUUCAGAUUAAACUGAACUAAAGAACUUCACUAUUUUGAACACGUUAUAAACAUGCAAACAUGACUUCCAAAUUGUGUGUUGAAUAAUUCAAACAAUGUUGUCAUGUGAUUAUACCGGAAAUAAUACCCGGAAGUUCAUAAUAAGUUAAUUUGAUUAUGAUAAAUUUAAUUCAAAAUUGUACUACUUCACUAAGAAUCAGAGAAUUGUCGUAAAAAAAUUUAAUGGUUAUAUUGAAUUUUAAAAAAUUGUAUUAUUGCGCUUUCCCCCCUUAAACAGUUUGAUUACAGAAGAUAAAUAAUUAAUAAGUAAUAGAACAAAUUAAGUCGUACUAUUAAUGCCAUAAUCAUACUCGUGAUUAACAAAUCAACCUCCCGCUACGCGGUCGGUUGAUUUUGUAAUCAUUCGUAUGAUUAUCGUUCUAUUACCAUCAUUAAUUAUUUAUCUUCUGUAAUCCGUGGCAAAUACUGCAAUUUCAUUGAUUUACAGGAGUGCGAUUUGAGCAUUAAUCGCACCUUUUUUGAGCUGUAAUCGCACCCUUGUCUACAGUCAAUGAAAAUCAGUCUAGUAUUUACAAUUAACCAAUCAGCAUUCAGGAUACAAACUUUGAAUUUUAUUUUCCUUAUUUCUAUAAAAAUUCUCAAAUGGAGGAUAAUAAUUAUAUUGAAUUUUAACAAAUUGUAUUUUUGUGUUUUUCCCCUUAAACUGUUUGAUUACAGAAGAUAAAUAAUUAAUAAGUAAUAGAACGAAUUAAAGUCGUGCUAUUAAUGCCAUAAUCAUACUCGUGAUUAACAAAUCAACCUCCCGCUACACGGUCGGUUGAUUUCGUAAUCAUUCGUAUAAUCAUGGCAUUAAUAGAACUCCUAUUCGUUCUAUUACUGUCAUUAAUUGGACUUUUCAGGAGUGCAAUUGAUGAUUUUGAUCAUGGCUGGGGGGAGCAGGAAAUCAAAACAACAAAAAUCCAAUAUGGCGACGAAAUUUAUGUUGUACAAAUAACAAACGGCUUACAAAAGAAUUAAAAACUCUUGACAAAAUGCAGACUUGAAUUUUAAAGGAAUCGAUUUGGUCAUGCAUAUAAUAAAUAAAUAAUCACAUGGGCAAGUUGUGCAGUUAAUCAGUAACAACUAGUACUCGUGAUUUUUGAAGAAUGUGCCAAAUUGCACUUACUUCGGCUGCUCGUGCAAUUUUGGCACAUUUUUCAAAAAUCACUCGUAAUUUUAAUCAUUAACUGCACUUUUUCCGUGUGAUUACCUAUGCAAAUAGAAUACAUAAUAGUGUUGCCAACUUUCAUGCACUUUCAUCCUCAUGUGAUCCGGGCCCAAGCAAAUUUGCGGCAAAAAUGUUCAACAACAUGAAAUUUACAGCAACAACAGCUAGGAUGUUAAUAUGGUGCGAUUCAACAUACAGUACAAUCCAAAGUGUAUGCCACUGUGAAAAAAAAACAGAAAAAGGUCAUGACCGUCAACUUUAAGCUGGACUUUAAGUGCGGUGAUAAAUGAGAUUUAUACAGCUAGUAAUACAGUUUUUUGAAGUAAUAGUUUUUAUGCCUUCCCUCUGAACUAGCGAAUAUUAAAGAUUAAUUAAAGAUAGUACUUCCCUGGCAUUUAGACUUGAGUGUUGCAUUUCCUGCGCUCUGUUUGCUGGGCCAAGUAUUAAUAUUACACACGCAUCAAGCCAUUCAACACGUAGUUCAAUCUCGUACCCAGAGCAAUGUCUGUGCGCAGGCUAGGAUGGCAUUGGCUCUGGGGAAAUUGACAACCGGAACCGUUAAAUUUAGGGGUUCCUGUUCUUUGUCGGCAUGCACGAUUGAUAAACGUUAAACCAAUCACAGCAAAGAAAUAAUUCAAUUUCCCCAGAGCCAAUGCCAUCCUAGCCCGCGCACAGGCAUUGCUCUGGGUAAGAGAUUGCACGUAGUUGGGUUAAUCUGGCUGGGGUAACGAUUCCACCCAGCAGGUUUAUUAAUAUUUAACUUUCAAAGAUAAGGAUUCAUAUAAUACACCGAAUUAAAAUGUUCUAAAACAAUUCUGUCCAGGAAAGGUGAGGGCAAAAUUACGCCAUUACUUACAAAAUAGACAAUUAACAUUAAUAAUAAUAGCAGAUGCAAACAUGGAGAGGAGGUGGGUCAUUAAUAAAUUUUGAUAUUUUCGCACAGUGGUAUUAAUUUGCCGGUAGACUCAGUGCGACUGAUGUGAACUGCACAAAAGUAUGGACUAUAAUUAACCCCCUUUUUCAGCCAUCUGCUUGAACAUUUCGCACCCUAGGGACAUUCUAGCCAUUUCCUUCGUAUGACAAUUCUUAUCUUACCACCACCUGCUUAUGAAUUAUAAUAACCAACCUAUCUACCCCAAUGUCUCAGGCGGAAAGGCAUAAGAUUCCUAUUAGCAAGCAAAUAUUGUAUUUCUGUUAUGUGUAAAAUUAAGAGCUAUUCGUGAAAGGAUCAAGCUGCAGGAAUUAUGUUCAAAAGCACAAUGGCUGUUCAUAUCUCCAUCUUGGACUUCUUUAUCAAUCGUAUAGCUGCGCGUUCAUUAUAUUAUGUUUUUAAACCAAUAUAUUUUAUUACACAUUACGUACAAUUACGUACACAAUCUCAGUUUUGGUUAGUUGCUAGCCUACUUUCCUCCGCAGAGGCUUUGUAGUUUGUUUCUUUCUCUAUGAGUUUGGUUUGUUUCUGUAAGUUUGACUUGGGGGCGUAAGCUAUGCGAAGUAGCUAUGGGUAGUAACUAUAGGCAGUAGCUAUGGGCAGCAGCUAGCUAAGCCAGGAAGUGGGCGCAGGGGGAGGGGGAGUGACGGAAACUUUGGAUGUCCACUAAUAUUUAGCUGUGCAAAAAUUUGGAGCAUAGCUAUUGCAUUUUCUUGGACACCCUGUAUUACUUGUACCUCGAAUUCUAUUUCCUCAUAGGUUAACUCGUAUGCAAGAAGGUUUUAUGCUUAUUCACUUCAAAUAACAGCAAAUAUUUUACCACUUUCAGGUCAUUCUGACGACUCGAUAGUUACUGCAAUUGACAUCACAUCGAAUGGGAAAUUAGUUCUGACCGGAAGCAGUUCAGGAACAUUAUCGCUGGUGAGCUUGGAGGAUUAUCAGGCAGUUGAGACGUUCGCAACGACAGAAGCUGGAGUCGGUGUACGUUUAGUUUGCAUAUUAAGUGAUGAAGCCCGUUUUGUAUUUAUUGACCAGACAAACAGAGUAGAAUUAAGAGAUUUUUAUAAUAAAGAGGUUGAGUUACUAUUGGAUCAACCAGCUGUUAAAGUGACAUGCAUUACUGCUCUUGGUGUAGACUAUGUAUUGCUUGGUUGUGAAAACGGAGAAUUGUCAUUAUUUAAUUUAUAUGUUAAACAAAAAAAUUAUAAACAUCAAGCUCAUUCUAAAGCCGUUUCUCAAGUUAAAAGCGUCCCAGUUAGUUUGCUACAUUUUGUAUCGGGCUCUGCCAGUGGGUGUGUAAAACUUUGGUAUGUUACAGAAACCGUGCCGCCUUUGUGGAGUCAAAUUUGGUCACAUGACAAUGUUUACCCGCAUCCCAUUACCGCUCUAACUUUCGUGCCUGACUCCGGGGACAUUGUGAUUGGUUCCUUCUAUGGCAACAAGGUAUGUUAAGUUUUUUUGUUUUUUUUGAAUGAAUGAAUGAAUAUAUUUUUGCCACAUAUAUAUCAAUUUCCAUCACUUAGCAAGACAUACACAUAUGGUACACAUCACACAAUUUAAUUAACCUACUAAACAUAAUAAUAAAACAUUACGAACUAAUUGUGGCGAGGACGUCCAAAGUGAAACCACGAGGCUUAUAAAUUUGGACUACCUCAAUAGCGCAUGUAUAUCAUCAUUUAAAGAAAAUAGUGAUUACGUAUGACAUAUAAAUAAGACAUUUAUAUAUAAAAAGAGAAGAAAAAUCGUUUUAACUUAUCCUGAAAUUUAUAUAUGCAUGAAGAAUUGCAAAUAUCAGAAGGCAAUGUGUUGUAGAAUUUUGGACCCUGAUAGUUAACCGAAAACAAACGUAUAUUUGUCCUGCAAUAAGGAACGUAGAGAGUAUCAACUUUACGUGUUGCAUAAUUAUGAAUUUUGUUAACUUCCAAAAAUGAAUUUUCAAAACAUCGUGGAAGACACUCAUGCUGGUAUUUAAAAAUUAAUUUUCCUAACUCAAAGAAAUAAAUAUCUUCAAAUUUAAGCAAUUUGUAUUUACAAAAAAUAGGUGUAGUAUGUACACUAAACCCUUGUUUAUCAACUAUUCGCACCACUCGUUUUUGCAAAACGACAAGACGUUUAGUAUUGCUAGCAUACGUAGAACCCCAAACUGUGAUACAAUACUGAAGAUAAGGAUAUACCAGUGCAAAAUAUAACAUUCGCAGUGCUGAUUUGAAUAAAUAGAAACUCGAUCUAUAAAUAAUGCCAAUUGAUUUGGAAAUUUUUCGUGCAACAUGAGCUAUAUGAGCUUUCCAUGUUAAAUUUUCAUCCAAAAUGACACCUAAGAAACACACCUCAUUAACUCUAGUUAUAGUUAUUUGAUUGAUUUGUAAAGUAAGAUCAAACGUUUGCUUUUUCUGCCUGGUUUUAAAUAUAACAUAAUUAGAUUUGGGUAUAUUAAUGGAAAGUUUAUUGGCCCGAAACCAGUCUGAAAGCAGACGAAGUUCGGAGUUAAUAAUAUUCGUCAAAGACGAUAUAUUAUCAUGAGAAUAAAACAAAUUAGUAUCAUCGGCAAAAAGAAGAAAAUCACCAUGCUCAGUAACUUCACUAAUAUCAUUAAUAUAAAUAAGAAACAACAGAGGGCCAAGAAUUGAUCCUUGAGGUACCCCACAUCGUACUUCUUUAUACAAGGAGGAAACACCAUUAUAUUCUACAUAUUGUAACCUAUGGGAUAAGUAACUUCGGAACCACUCAAGGACCACGCCUCGUAUGCCAUAAUGCUCAAGUUUGGAAAUUAAUAUUUCAUGAUCAACUGUGUCAAAAGCUUUAGAUAAGUCAAGAAAAAUACCAAUAUUGUGCUUAUUAGCAUCAAUACCGGAUGAGAUUUUAUCAUAAAGAUUUAUAAGUGCGUGCGAAGUUGAGUAAUUUUUCCUAAAUCCAUAUUGGUUUUUAAAUAAAAUAUUAUUAUCAUUAAUAUACUUUAAUAAUCUAUUGUAGACGACUUUUUCCAUUACCUUAGAAAAGACUGGUAAGACCGAAACUAGUCUAUAAUUGGAAAACAAAAAAUUAUCACCAGUCUUAAAUAUCGGAACUAUCCGAGCAAUUUUCAUUUGGUCUGGGACAAUACCACUUAUAAUAGACGAAUUCAUAAGUUCGCACAAUGGUUCUGAAAUGAGAUCAAUAGAAUUCUUAACUAUCUUGAUAGGAAUGUUAUCAUAGCCUGGAGCUGCACCAGAACGAAAUGAAUUUACUAUUUCAACAAUUUCCUCUUUAGAAACUGAAUUCAAAAAUAGGGAAUUUAAAAAAUUUCCAUUGAGAUAAGAACAGGCAGUCCGUGAGGAAUUAGGUAUUUCUUUAGCCAAAUUAAAUCCAAUAUUAGUGAAAUAUUCGCAGAAGCGAUUAGCAAUAGCGGUUGGAUCAGAAAAAUCUUGAUUAUCACAAGAAAACAUAGAAGGAAAGUUAUUUCGAGAUUUCUUUCUAUUUGUCACCUCAUUAAGUAUCUGCCACGUUUGUUUGAUGUUCGAGGUGGAAUUUCUUAAUUUAUUUUCAAAAUAUAAACGUUUGGCUAUCCGAAUAGAGUGGUUGAGUUUAUUUUUGUAAUUUUUGUGUAUCGUAUUAUUUUCGCACGUAGGUUUCCGUAAAUAUUUCCUAUAAAGAUUAUUUUUCUUUUUUAUCGACUUUAAAAGUCCUUUGGUCAUCCACGACUUACAAAGUUGAUCUACUUUUUUGGUCUUUUUUUUCAAAGGGAAACAUGAAUUAAACACCCGAGAAUAUUCACGUAAAAAUUCAUUGUAAGAAUUGUUUGGGUCGGUAGAUCCACAGAAUAUCAUCCAGUUAACGUUUGCUAAUUCAAUACGAAGUUUUUGCAAAUUUUCGUUAUUAUAUUCCCGGUAAACCGCAUAUGAAUUUUCAUUCGCUUUGUUAAACUCGUCUUGAAUAUACAAUAAACUAAAAACAGGUAGAUGAUCGGAUAUAUCAGUGAAAAUCAAGCCACUAAACAAGCAAUUAUCCAGGUCGUUAGUAAAUAUGUUAUCAAUUAAUGUGGCAUUAAAUGAAGUAAUUCUAGUGGGUCGUGUUAUUAAAGGAAAAAACAUAUUAGAGUACAUAAUAUCUAGGAACUCAUUAGUUAAUUCAUGAUUUUUAUAGUUCAAUAAAUUAAUAUUAAAAUCACCCAUUAGGUAACAAAUUUUAUUUUCUCUAGCAAUUUUAGUGAUUAAAGUAUCGGUAUUUUGAACGAAAGCAUUAACAUCACUAGCCGGGGGACGAUAAACAACACCUAUAACAAUGUUUUUUCCCUUGGGUUUUAAAACUUCGAUAAACAAUGAUUCGGCACAUUCAAUAUCAUCGUAACAUAAAUCACUUCGCAAUUUGAAAUUCAAAUGAUCAGAAAAAUAUAAUCCGACACCACCACCUGUUCUAUUAUGACGGGGGUUAUGAAUAAAUCUAUAACCAGGUAUAUCCAUUAAAGUUUCUGAGUCUUUAAGCCAAGUUUCAGAAAGUCCAAUAAAAGUAAAAUUAAUAUUAAUUUUUAACAAAAGAUUUGAAAAAUUAUCAAAAUUUCGUUGCAAACUCCUAAUAUUUAGGUGUAAGAACGAUAAACUAUUAGAAAUACCUUGAGAACGCAAUUUUGCAUUAAACCCAUCCUCAGUAUAGUAAUCACAGUUGUGAGCGCCUGAAUAGUAAUUGAAAUCUGGAUCCAAACCACUACCGAUUGUAAACUGAUCAAUAGUCUUAUUAAACGAAGUAUUUAACGGAUUAAAAAUCAAAUUUGAAAGUCUGUUUUCAUCGUAACUAACAGGGCCAUUCUGUAAUUCAUAAAUCGUAUGAUCAAAUUCUUCAUCAUUAAGACUAUAAAAGACUAAGACUAAGAAUCUAAGAAUACUAAGACUAAGAAUCGAAGUUAACUAAUUAUUUGACACACAACAGAAGUCACAUAACUGGUGUAGGUAAAUACUAAUUCCUAGUGUCCAGUUUAAAUUCGUCAAAUUCUUUAAUUGAGGAAAAUGAAUAAACUCUAGAUUCCUGGCUAUUAUUUUUCCUUAAAAAUACCUUUCCAUUAGCUGUCCAAACAAAUUUAAAGUUAAAGUCUCGCUUGAAUGCUCUCACUGCUCGGAGCAGUGACCUACCCCUUUGUGUCAGGCUUUCAUUUAAAUAAAUUUUGACUUCUUCAUUCAAACCCAAAUCAAGCGAGGAUUUAUUCCGUAGAUUGCUUUUUUUACUCAGCAUCGCAUUACGAAUAUCUCGUCUUGAGAACUUGACAAUUAUUGGAGCAAUGAACCCUUCUCUUGCCGAUAGUCGGUGACUUAUAGAAAUAUCCGACUCUUUAAUGUUCACACCUAACAAUUGUCCAAUUGCAAUAAUAAUUUCGUUUGUAUUUUCCCCAGUCGAAAUUGGGACUCCAUGUAUUUCAAGCAUAUCUCUUCGAGUAUAUUCUCUGAGGCUUUCCAAAUCGACGUCAAGUGUUGUAACAUAACCCUCAAGGUUAUCAAUUCUCUUCUUAAACGACUCGUUUUGUGAACGUAACUCAUGAUUUUCAGCCUUCAAGAUAUCAACUGAAUUAGCUAGCUCAUCAAACUUAGAGCUAAUGAAUUCUUGACUGGCUUUAAUAUCAUCCAAAUCCGAUUUAGUAGAAGUUGUAAACUUUUCGAACAUUUCGUUAAUUGAUUUAGUCUGUUGUUGUAGGCGUCUAUCAAGAAACGAUUCAAGAUCACUUCGUACUUCAUCAUUUUGAUCACUUGUAUGGGAAUCUUCUGCAAUAACAUCAGAUUUGUCUUCAAUUCUUGAAGCAGUCUUCUCAGUAGCAAUAUUUCUCUUUUUUGGUGGCAUAUUUCUUAUCAAACGAAUACAAAUAAUACAAAUACAGCGGAGCAGAAAAGCACACGUCUGCUCGUCACGGCUCGAUGCACUAUCAUAAGCUAGACUAUAUUGACCGCUUAAGAGUAGUAUAGGAACUGAGGGUUCUAGACCACUUUUUCGGCCCGCGAUCACACCCAACUUCCGGUCAGCGGUUUUCAUAUUUUCCCCCACCCAAUCGCAGGCUCAUAUUUUUCUAGACCAUUUUCCCGCCUAUUUUUCCCCUCACUUUUAUCUAAUAUUUUUUGGCAUUAUUUUAUCUAUUAUUUUUGUAAUUUCAUUUUUCAAGACAAUUUUCUCAGCUCCAUUUAAUUCCUAUUAUAAUUUUAUUUUUACAUCUUAACUCAAUAUCCAAUGAGCACCUUCUUUGAGCUGUUCCCUGGAUCUAUCUUAAAGGCUUUUGCACCCAGUGUUCUGUACAGCAGUUUUGCUGCCUUCUUGUAUUCCCCCGGUUGGGCACUUAGGUUUUUCCUUAGAUGAUUGGUAUCAGUUGCCAGUACCCUUAACUGAUCCAGCUUUUUGAACUUCCACCUUCUAAGUGGCACCGCACACGUCGGCUGUGGUCUUGGAAUGUAAGAUUCGUUUCCAGGUUUGAAGCCAGACCUUUGACCUCCGUCAUUGUUAUCGAAUACAUCAUCUUCAAGUUCUAGGUUAUAGAACUCUUCCGUUGCGUACUUUUCCAGCCAAGUCUCUUUUCAACCCUCCAGCCAUUUCUUAUACGACUCCGACUUUUUCUCACCAAAUCUUAAGAUUAGUUCCUCCGACCCAUUUACCAGUUCUGGUGUUUGUAUUUUUACUUCCCUACCGCAAACUCCAUCGUAUGCGACUUCAGCCUUUUCAAUUGUCCAGUUUUCUUUUUUCAGUGGUCUUAGCUUUAUUAUUGGCCACUUUUGUUCUACUCUUUCUACUAUCUUCACUUCCUUCUUUAGAUCUUCAAUUGAGUGGUGUCCGUAAGCAUAACUUGUGACGCCAUCUUCAAGUAAAUAUCGUUUAUCGUCGAAACAGCUAAGGGUGAUUUUCUGUAGCAUGUAAGUUCCAAUCUUGUGUUUUAUGCUUCUGAUCGUGUUCAUUACAUGUCUCAUUCUUCCUUUAGUCUUGAUGACAUUUUUGAAGUUCUGAUGAGUGAGCUUGUUUUUGAUCACGUACUUUUUUACACCUUUUGCUGUCAUUCCACCUCCACCACUCUCCUUAACAUAAGAGUACAUCUUUGACCUUAGUCCCACGAACUCAGUCACUGGUACCCCUUCAGCUUCAUUCUUAAACUUCCCGAUUACCUUCUUGUUACAGUCUGAGUAAUACGGAGAAUCUUUGGGAUAAUCUGAGUUGUCCCAACAAUCUUUCUCUUCACCGAUCCUCUUGAAGUCCUUAUACACGUCAUCAGUCUUGAUCUCAUACAUGAGACUAUCAGUGUCAGUAAAGAGGAGCUUAGACUUGUCACCGUAUUCUUUUUUAAUCGUGUUGUAGUGAAAGUCAUACAUCAGAGUUUUUGAUAAAUCUAAAAUACUCAUUCCCACAUAACACGGCUUGUUCAGGGUUAGAACUUCCUUUAACCUUUUAACUACAAUCAGACUCUCAUUCAUAAUUCUAUGUGAUUGGAAGCAAGGAGACGCUGUCAGUUUAAGUAGAUCGUUUUCCGACGACACCAACUUCACAUCAACUCUCUUCCUCAGGUUCUCCAUAGUUUUUCCAUAUAUGGAAUUAUUCAUGAGCUUGAAGAAGUUCUUUUCAAAGGCAUUCUUAGCUUUUGAUCGUUUUUGGGUAUUGAAGUCAAUAUACUGUUUCAGCCAAGUUGACUGCUUGAAAGAAACUGCUCUGUGAAUCUUCGUAAGUUUCAUUCCAAGUUCCAUAUACAGUUUUAGAUUCCUGACAUGUAAGACGUAGUUCUUUCUCGGGCCCAGAGAAUUCACCAGCUUUCUUACACCUCCAAUCUUCAACUGGAAUUUGUCGGCAAUUUCCUUCGCAUAAUCUGACAACAUUGACACGUCAAUUUCCUUACUCUCUGGAGCUAGAGGGUAUCCGUUAUGUUCUUCGUGAAGUUCUGCUGGAUAUUCCAUAUCAACCUCAAGAACCAUUCCUCUUCCAGCGUCUCCCAGGUAGUCAUCUAUAUUUAUUUCAUCAACUUUCUCGAUCCACUCAAACUCACCGUUAGGAAGAGGUUGAGACAUCGCCCAGCCAUAUAAAUUGUUCGCGUCGAGGUACAUAAGGAACUUCUUUUCAGCUUCUUCGUCAUAUGUUUCCAUGUACUUAUUAUUAGCCUGAGAGUGUCUAUGAGCAAUAUGACUUACCCCACCUCUCAUUCCCUUCUCAAAGAACUGAAACAUGUCCAUAUCGCUUACCAAUUCUAUUUCCUCACCUGACUGUUUCAAGAACGCGUCCCAACUUAGACUAGGUGCUGAGAUGUAAUGAGCAGGGUCAAGCUUAUAAUUCUCCAAGCAGGUCUUCCUGAAAUUUUCAAAGACAUCAGCUAGAAGAAGAACGUCAGUCUCUAGGUAGAGAUCAUGGUAGUCCCUCAUUGUUUUCAUUCCAAAGUGAUCCCAAACUUUUUGAGCUCGUUGGUAAUCUUUAUCUUUUACCUCAGACUCGUAGAGAGACGAAUAGAACUUGUCUUUACUUGGAAGUCCCUCAUAAUCUAGUUUACUAAUGUUAUCCAUGAAUUCAUAAGGAAAUAUUCCUUUCUGACGUACAAGAUCAAAAUCCUCUCCUUGCCACCUCUUACCUACUAUCUUAAAGUCUUCAGGUGAAAGGUUACUCGCAAGUGCCUCUAGAGAAGAAGCCAUGAAUUGAAUUGAAUCAAUAAACACAAGAUUUUUUCCUAACGAGAAUGAAAUGUACUUUUCCAUGUUAUUUGGAAUAACAUUAAUAUUCAUCUUGAACUUACCAAUCUCCUGCAUUAUCAAGUGACUAUCGUAACCUCUUAGAUUAUGGAAGACCACCGGAAUUUUCCAGGUAAUUCUAUAUUUCAAGUUGCACAUAUUAUGAGCAGCUCCACGGAACAGUCCAGUUACAUGAUCAUGGUCCCUGACUCUGUCAUCACCUAAGUCACAUCCGCAAAUGGAACAGUUUCUAGUCAACCAGAAUUCUGUUUCCUGUUCUGGUGUAAUUACCAUUUUCUUUUUGAAGAUCUUAUUUACCAUUUCCCGGCACCUGAUAGAUUCCUUCAACACUUCCCUCAAGAAGACAUUUGUUGCGUCUUCACCAACGUAGCUCACAUACUCCCCGGAAUACUUAUCAUCGUAGUGACACACUCUCUUGAGCCCAAAACUGCAAGCUUUGUGUGUCUGGUAAAGCUCUGUUGAACUUUUCUCUUCCGUGCCCUCAAGUUCCACUUUUCUUUCUUCAGGAACGAGUAUAGAUUCAAAGUCAGCAUAAAUUACAAAUGGAGCAGGCAUUGAAUUUCUAUAAUGACUGAACUUUACUUUUGAACCUUCCUCGGACAGCUUUGUGGCUUGCGUUCCGUUUACACUCAUACAUGUCUCAGUAUGUUUCUUUAACGUUUCCUCACUAACGCAACUAUGAAGGCAAUAUAGCAGAAGUGCUUUUUGUUUGAGUUACCGCUAACACUAAAGAGCAUUCUAUUUAUAUCCUUAAUUAGUACGUAGUGAUUUCCACCAUUACCGUCUCCCAACAGCAGCAGCUCCAUAUGCUCAUCAUAUUUUGUCUUUGAGUUCCUGAUAGGGUAGAACUGCUUUUUGCCUUUAUAGCCGAACACUGAGAUGCUUAUUGAAUUCUUUCUCUCAAUUUUAUCAAUAUCACUAAUCUUCACAGGAAAAUCAAUACCUUCAUAAUCCAGGUUCACUGCGAACUCCCUAUCUUGCUUUGUUAUUGUUGUUGCCCUUCUUGCUCUAGGUCUUACGUGCCUUAGGUGGCUCCACAUGAAGCAUUUAUUGUCAUCAUUUUGCAUAUUUAUAAGUCCACAUUUUGGGUUACUAAUGUCUGCGGGUAAUUUCAUAUAUGAACUUCCCUUGAGUGGUUUGUACAUUGCAAUAUUUACGUAAUGACUCUCAAUGUUCAAUAUAAUCCAAUUUGAACCUAAGUUCUGGAAAGUUUCAAUUUUACCCAAGAUGGUCACCUGAUUUUGUGCUGCAGUUUCUUCGAUAUCCUCAAAGUUUGUUGCAGUUCCAGUUUUUGACUUAAAGUAAAUAGAAUCUUUCUUUGUUUUGUUAUUUCCAAUUUCCUUAGACAUUCUUACCUUAAUUGUCUCAGUAUAUUUAAGACCUCCCAUUCUCUUCAAUUCUCCCGUUAGGAUGCUCCUCACAACCUGCCUACUUGCUGUUAGCUGCUCCAGUGGAUCCAUAAAGUUUGGAAUAAUCGAAUAAGUCACAGCUGCACCAUUUGCGGCAGUUUCUAUUUUUCUGUAGGAAGGCUUCUCAAGAUAUGUUCCAAAUGGAUCAAUCUCACGCUUCUCUGGAGCGACCACAGCAGGCUGUUCCUUAACCUCUCUCAUAACUUUCACAGGUUUCCUUAACUUUGGAGGAAGCACAGGCUUUUUUGUUCUCGGAGCAGGAAUAGGUCUUACUUUAGAUGUCACAGUUCUUGGAGCAGGAACAGGUCUCGCUUUAGGUAACACUGUUCUUGGUCUAGGAACAGGCCGCCAUGAUGCUACACCUUUUGGGACCUCAGGAGCUUUCCUUGUUGGUCUUCUACUAAGGUCUACAGUUACUGUGUACUUAUUAGGACCAACUUGAGUUAUUACACUAUCUGCGGGAAUCGUGAGUUUUAUUUUAUUUUGGCUCAUAAAUCUUUCUGCCACAGUUUGCCUUUUAACCUUACGCUUUGGUGCCUCAACUACCUUAGCUUUUGGUGGGCGUCCACGUUUCUUUGGAGGAGGCGCUACAGAGUCAGUCUUAACCUUUGCAGGUCUUCCACGUUUCUUUGGGGCUACGACCUUAACAUCAGUCUUAGGCUUUGGUGGUCUUCCUCUAGGACGUCUUGGAUUCCUAAUCCUCUCUAACCUCUUCAUUUCCUCAUUCACCUGGGGAUCAUCUGUUCUCCAUCUACCUCCCAUUGUCGGCGGCAGACCUUCAACUCCCUGGCUAAGUAAACUCUGAUAAGCCUCCUCAACUAGUAGAGCCUUUGCUUUCUGUCUUUCGGAAUAUUUCCAUGUAGGCAUAAUUCCUCUCUCGCCUUUCUCGUUCAGGGGACGUCUUCUUGCUCUUCUAGAGUCCGUAGAAUAGUCUCCAGCAUCUACGAAUAGUCUUUCCCCUUCAAAGGGAUCUUUACCCUUAUCCUUAGGUGCUACCCGAUAGAACUUAUCCUCAGAUAUUUUCUCCACUUCAUCCUCAAAACUUUCCUCAUAGUCGCUAUCGUCAAUUAUCUCACUAAGCGCCAUAAGUUGUUCAACAGUCAUAUCGUUCAUGUCAAAGUUACUCGCCAUUUUUUCACUCUUUCUCUAUAUACUAUAGGUAAAAAAAAAAUAGGCCUAUUUUAAGGCCUAUUUAAUUUUGUAUUUAAUAAUUUAAUUUAAUAUUUUAUUUAUUUAAUAAUUUUUAUUUAAUAAAUUAAUUUUAUUUAAUAAUUCUUAUCUUAUUAAAUAUUUUGUUUAAUUAAUAAUUUUAUCCAGUAAUUUAAUUCUUAUUUUAUUUAAUAUUUUAUUUAUGUCUGAAUUUCCAGUUAUUAUAAUAUUUACAAUUUAUGGGUUUCCAUCCCAACUCGGGAAAAACCUUUCCAUAUAGUCUGUCCUCAAGGAUGUUCACAAUCCUUUGAGUCUUAAUGUCCUCAGGUGGGUUUCUUAACAUGAUGUUGUUCAUGCUGGCUAACCUUAGUAGGUAAAACUUAUAUCUAACUAUGUUGCGCCCCCGUUGCAGUCUAAGUCUUUGUAUACAUCUUACGAUGCUUCUAAACUGCUCCCGUAUGGUAUCCCUAUCCCCAGAAGCAACAUGCUCGAAUAAGUGUCUCUCAAACCAACGGACUCUAUUAUGACAAGACUUCUUUUUCAGGUAGUCGUCCUUGUUGUGAUUGUAACUAACGUAGUAUGUGAAGUUGUUCAUAGCACUAGUUCCGCAACGUGUGCAUGUAUCUGCUCCAUCUAUUACCACAAUUGACUUACUACCACAUUCACUACAUAGUGGAUAUCGUAUGUAUGUUUGACCUUCAUUUUAUUUCUCACGUAUUUCAUUACUAUAGCCUCUAACUCCUCAAUGGUGUUUGCGUUCUUACCGACUCGUUCCAUUUCAUCAGGUGUUACCAGUGUCAGCCAGUCCAUCCCCUAUACUAUAUGUGUUAAAAUUUUCUGCUUGUUUUUGUGGUUUAUUUUUACGUCUCCUUAUUAUUCGCCAUUCCACAUAUUUUUUGACUGCGGCCUCUAGUUCUUCUAUGGUGUCCACCCUUUUUCCCAAGGCCACCACUUCGUCAACGUCUACCAUUGCAAGCCAAUCCAUUUCUCUAUAUUAUAUAUGUAAAAGAAAAUUGCUGUAUUUUUUAUAGAAUUAACUAAGCUGCCCCUCCAACCACCCCACCUAUAAUUAAACCAAAUAUUGCCAUAUAUUCUUCCAUCUCAGAGCUAGGUUUGUAGUGAUUGCUUAACUGCGGCCUCCUCGGCAUAGCCUUACGUGUUAACUCAUUGAUUCUUCUAACGAGUUCCAGUGAUUUAUUUGUUGCAUUAAUAUCCCUACUUGCCUCAGCCAGUUCUGACUUCAGUUUGGCUAUUCUAUUUCUCCUGUUGGUGACUUCCUCAAGGUACUUCUCUCUCUCAGCUGUUAGGUUCUCCAUUGCAAUGUUAUGUCUAUGGGCUUCCUUAGCAUAUCCGUUCUUAUCAAACAUCUUAAAUAGGUAUCCUGCUCCAGCAAAUGCAAAUGCAUUAAAGAGUCCUCCUGCUACUGCUCCCGCCAUUGUAUAGUCUUACUUAGGUUUGAAUGGAUCAUCUGGUAGAUACUUCUUAUCUUUCAGGUAAGAUACUAGUAGAGAUGAAAGACUAACUGCGACAGCUAGCUUUACCAUUCCUUUUACAUUCUCUGGGGUUCCUAACGGUUCUUUCAAUAGUUUUUUCGAUGCCAUUGAUAUACCAACUGCUCCUGCUGUAAGUAACACUGCGUUGUACACUUCCGCGGUCAUCUUUGAUUCUUUACUCAUCUUGUUAUAAUAUAUAUUAUGUUUAGUGUAUCAUUCAAGUGAAUCUAACCUGGACUCAUCAGCUUUCCUGGUUAUCUCAACAGUCUCAGUUACGUGUUUGGGUUCCUGUUCCCUGGUUUCCCUCUGAUGCGACUUGUACGCUAGCACUAGAGAUACCAGUGCAAUGGCCACUCCUAUGUAGGUAAUCAUGUCAUUACUUGAUGGCUCCUUAGGUUCCGCAAGUUUCUUUUUCCUCUCCUUUGCUAUUUUACUGAUUGCAGCUAAUCGUUUUCCUGCCGCUACUCUCUUCGGGUCCUUCUUCUUCUCACUUGUUACUUGUGCUUGGAUUUGCUCAGGUUUAUCUUCCAUAAUACUUGUAAGAUACCUUAGGUUUAACUGGGUUUAGUCUUAUGAGACAUCUUAGAUUCUACUUGUAAGAUAACUUGAAUUUGCUUGUGAGAUGUCUCAAAUUUACUUGCAAGAUAACUUAAAUCUACUGGUGAGAUAACUGGUAAGGUAACUCAGAUUUGCUUGUGAGGUAACUCAAAACUUACCUGAAUUGAACCUUGGUCUGUACGUCUUCACGUCACAAACUACAUUUUUCACUGCAACUUUCCUUACAGUCUUCUUAAGUGAGGAAGUACCGACUACGUCAGUAUCGGCUAUGCUAAAAUACUCAUUGAUUCUAAUGCAAGUCUUUACCAGAUCAUCUGAUACCAUUGUCAUGUACCCUAUUCCCCUCAAUUUCCUAAACCAUAUAUCCUGAUUCUCACUUAUAACUCCGGUGCCCUUAGGGGACUUAAAUUCAAUAGCAAAUCCUUUGUACUUUCCCAUAGGAUUCUCUAUGAUAAGAUCUGGUUGACCACCUUUGUAUCCCUUCUUCCAGGCAUCACAUCUCUUUGACACAGUGUCCUGAUACUCACCUAGACCAGGUAAUAUUACAGCCUCUGGGUAGUUAUCUCUGAUGUAACUUACAAUGACAUUAUGAAGGUCCGUUUCAUUUAUAAGGAUCAUUUGGUUGUAUCUAAGUGACCUUCUAUCUGGUAAACUAUAUGUGCCAGUUUUUCGUAUAGAUGGAAGGACUUCCCUGAACACCCAGUCCUGGAAGUGCUCAGCUAUUGGAAGUCUGGAUUUGAAUAUUAGUUGAUACACUCCUGAUUCAUAUAGAAGAACUGUAUGUUGUUGAUGGUUUUCCGGGUGAACGUUUCGUUCACCCCUAACUUUCCGGGUGAACGAAACGUUCACCCCUUUGACUUUUCCCAUUAAUACCUUAUUUGAUCCCCAUACAUGAUCCCUGACGGCUUUCUGUGGGUUUGAGUACCCAAGAGAUUCUGCCACAUCUUUUGCGUAGAAUAGUACCUCCCCAUCACUUUCAAUAGUUCUCACACUAACGUUAAGAUCUCGGUUCCUGAAGAGUUUUUCCAUCUUUCUCUAUACUAUAUAUGUGAAAACCUUUGGGCCUAUUUUAUAGCUAUUUUAUUCUGAUUUAUUAAUGUUAAUUAUAACAGACUAUAAGAGUGGGACCCUUAAGGGUCCCACUUGAAUUAACAGGGGUGGUUGUAUUAUAACCUUUCUCUAAUGGGUCCCUCGAGGGACCCCUUGUUUUACCUAUGAAGUAGCAUUACUACCACCCAACUACUCCCCGUCCACGUUUUCUUCCUAGUUUAAAAAAUUACAUUUCAUUUAGCCUCUUGUAUAUCUUUACAACUGUUUUAACUGUGUCAUCCCUGAAAGUACAGAAUUCAUGUUGAAAUGGUUCCAUUACUUUAAACUUAAGUGAGUAUAGGUCCCUCUCAAUUGCGUCAACUUUCUUCCCAAUCCUAUCUAUCUUUUCCAUGCUCCUAUUGGUUUUCUCAAUUAACUCAUUGAUUAUGGCUUCGAAUUCUGUUCCUUCCCAGGCGUUCUCCCACUCAUGGUCUGACAUUCUUCUUCACUAUGUAAUAAGAUUUGUUUUGCUUCCUCAGAUAUUUCCUCAGUCUUUCCCUUCUUAUUCCACUUGUGAGCAACCACGUGCUUUGCUGUUGUGCAUCCACCUGAUAUGAGACCAAUGAAUGGAAUGUUUGGGGAUAUCAUUCUAGUUAAAUAACAUACGUCAUCCUUUAAAAGCUUAUCACUAAGUAGUUCCUCUGACAGCAUCUCAGAAGAUUCCACCGCAUUAAAACUUCCUAGUAUGGAAGCAAACUUUGAGAUAAUAAGUGUUGAUAAGAAGUCACUUGCGCAUGACAUCCUCUGACUUUCAUACUCACUGUAAAGUCUAUCUAUAACAUCUUUGUUGGACUUUCUUAUGAAACUUGCGGUCUUAUCAAUUACACCGUCCUUAGAUAGCUCGAUAAGCUUAUUCCUUUUAUGUUCGGUUUGCGACUUAUCUGCGGUUGGCUUAGUUUUUAUUGCGGUAGACUUAGCUUUUCUUUGCGGUGCCUUUGCGGCCUCUUCUACUUCUCUCACAGCUGCAGUUAUUUCUUCAUCGGAUUCGCUUCCCAUCUUUUAUAUAUUACGCGGUGUUUAAUUUAAUAUUAUAUGUGUAAGGGUGAAUGAGGAGUAUAUCUAGUGCGGUGAACUUCUCAUCUUUUAGUAUUUUUGUAAUCUCUGUGAUUGUCUCCUGAGGGACACCACUCAGGUAAUCAUCUGUUAUGACCUUCAUAUCUCUGCGACUAGGGUUGUAGAAUGUAACUAACCUGGAAAUGUUCUCCCUGAAUGGUUUUGCUACUGAUGACAGUUGUUGGGUAAUUACAAUGACAGAUAUAUUGUAAUGUCUUGCGGAGAAUGCUAGUCGCACCAGUUCCGAGACUCUUUUCUUUACAUCCUGACUUGCAGCACAAUCGUCCACUAUAAUGAGAGUCUGGGUUCCGCGGAAUAUGGUGGACACUGCGUUCAGAACUAGAUUGAUCAUUUCCUGGGAACAUGGAAUUUGUAUGACUCCGUGGUCACUAAUAUGAACCCAAUUAAUGUAAGUCAUAUUCCAUUCUAUUGUUGGACAUAUAAUAACAAUAUAAUCAAAAACUUUAUUGUAUUCUGUUUCUAACAUAUUAAGUAAGAACUGGGUCUUACCACUUCCAGUCAUUCCUACUAUGAGCAUAUUAAAUGGUGGCUCUAGAUUCAUCUCUAUGCUUUGCCGUUAGUACUACGCAGGCUACGCUUAGUACUCCGCAGGCUACGUAAAUGACGCUGGUGUCAUUAGUAUUGAAUACUUGAUAGAUCUCUAUUAGCAAAGUUAAGUAGAGCAUCUGAUACAAUAAAAAUGUUGCACUGAACAUCUGCUGUUGUGGCUCUCUUAUUAAUUUCCAUAAGUACUCCAGACUGUGUGUUAACAAUCUUUCUACCUCCUCCAGUGGUGUCAUCCUGUGUUGACCUUAGAUCUACUACUAGGGCGAAACCGGUGCUGAAGAACCUGCUGAUGGACAUAAAUUCAUCUGCCAUGGAUUUCUCACACAUAGGACAAAAGAAUCGUUUAGCUUCUUCAAAGAAUCUACUUUUAGGAAGUCCCGGGGAGAAAACUGCAUUAGGCACACCCUCAAUGGUGAGGUUCACUUUAUCAAUGUUUGGGUAAAUAUAUUCUUCAGAAUCAGUUCUUACUCUGUUGGUAAAUAGAAGGACAAUUGCUGACAUGCUCUUUCGGGGGAUAUUUAUGUUUUCAUUCACAAUUGUAAGAUCCUUGUCCCAGUUACUUGUGCGCAUUAGUGUGACGUGUUUGUAGGACAGUGAGCGACCAGUUGAAUACAUCCUUGAUACUUCACCUGCAAGGGCGUCAUUCUCAAUGGUCUCGUAUUCUAACUCAAGAUUAUCAAGUUUAUAAUUACCCUUAGCUUCACCUCCUUGGGCAGUCAUAAUCUCAUCUGAUUGCGGGAGUGUGAGGAUGUACAUAGGAUUGUUAUUCAUGGAGAACGGUGUGUAGAGUCCAUGGUCUGCAAUUAUUUUGUCAAUUGGUUUUCUCAGCUUAGAACCGUACACACUGUGGAGAAGUGCAUCUGCUACUUUACCAACAUCACCUACCUUUGCGCCUGAGUCAUCACCUGACAUUAGCUUCCUAAGAUUCUCACUUGCGAGACCCUGUUCUGUCAUCUUAUUUCUGUCACCUAGUGUUAGCCAUAGAUCUUUGUAUAUUUCGUACAAACUCUCUCCUGAACAGUCAUAAGCUGUUUCACCUGCUACUUUAAUCUGAAGACGUUUAGCUAUCAACUUAGACAGGUUGUUAUUAAAGUGGCUCUUUGUAUUGGAAUUUUUGAAGUCAAUUGUUAAUGUAUAGCUCUUCACCCGGGCUGAUAGUUGUUGGAUUAAAUGUUACAACACUUCUAGUUCUUGGUCCUUUUACAGAUGUCAUGCGGCUCCUCCUGAAGCCAGGCUGGACUUCUCUUUCUGUGGUAUUCAUACUUUAUACAAUAUGUAAUGUUUAGUUGAAUUGGUAUAGUAGAACAACUGCUGCACAUACAAUGAUUAUCCAUAUAUUAUCCGCUGCUAACUCUACUCCAUCAGCUAUCUUCUGAAAUACAGGUGGUAGUUCUAUUUGGUGGCUUACCAACUCACUGAUCUUCUUAUCAAGCUUUCCUGUUGUGUCACCUACUUUCCACAUUAUGUUUCUAGUUGAUGCUACCAGUCCUAUGAUUAUAGCUGAUGAGGAAAUUAUAACAGCUGAUAAGAUGCCUGCAUUCUCCCUUGCCCAUAACCUGAGCCUUUGUAGUCUCCUAAGAUCAUCCCGUUUAAUGAGAUCCCUCUUUUUCACUUUGUCUCUCAAGUUGAGAAGUUUAUUUAAGUUUGACUCUCUUUGGUAAUCGUUUGAUAGCAUUCUGACGUAUCUCAGUUCUUCCGACUUUUCUUUGAAACUGUCUUCGUCCAAAUUGGAUAGUAUUAAUUCAUUUAACAGUCUGUCUCCCCUAUCCAUUAAAUCAUCGUAUGACAGAUUAGAUAGGUCAGGAAAUUUCUCAGCUAAUUGCUCUCGCGUAAGGUCUUUUUCCAAUAUUUUUCUCCUCCUCAGUUCCCGUACGUAAUUAAUUUCCUCGUUAAUAUCCUGGGUCUCCUCAGUAGUUUCGCUUUCCCUAAGAUCCUCGUCGAGGUACGGUAAUUCGCUAUCUAAAGUUUCUAUAUCCAUUUCUUCAUAUUUUGGAUACUUUUCCUCCAGCUCCUCCAUUUUCUGGUCAUCGUAUUCCUCUUGGUGUUCCUCCAUAGCUAAUUUACUUUGUGUAAUAGUUGUACACCAUUAAAGCUGCAGCUAUAGCUAGUACCCAUAAGUUUGAUGCUAGCCAGGCAACUCCUUUUGCUCCCCACGACAGCGCUGUUGCAACUGCGUUCAGGAUUGGAACUAGAAUUGGCCCUGCUUUCUUUGCUAAAUUUGCUAGUGCUUUUGCUACCUUACCAGUGGCCUUUCCUGUCUUCACAAUGGCUCCCCUAGCAUGGAUUAGUAAGGCUGUAACUAAACUAGCUGUUGACACUGCUAUCCCUACAAGUCCCACUUUUUCCUUUCCUACCCAGUCUAUAAAUCUACGUAAUCUGGAAAUGUCUUCCAACUGUGCCUCUCUUGCUUCCUCUACUGUUCUCUGUUCUAGUGUCCUAUCUCUAGCUUCCUUCAAACUGUCAAUUCCCUCUAGAAGGGAAUUAUACUCAGUUGCACCCUCAGCUUCAGUGGCCAGUUCCGUUGUUUUACCAAUAGCUUCAUUAAAGUAGUCAGCUUGGAUUUGUAACGCUCCAUUAGGACCUGUUCUGCUUUCUAUGCUUGAUCCAUCAGGUGGGUUAAGAACACCUCUCAGUUCAUUGUUUUCUUGCAUUGUUAGCCCUGGAAGAUCUCCUAGUUUUGCACUUAUGUCUAUUAACUCAAUGUUCUCACGGUCAGCGUACUCCUCAUCACGGGUAUUAAAUUGCGGCUCUUCUUUAGUAUCCUCAUAAAUUGAUUCAUCACUUCCAAUUAUAUCGUCAGGAUCUGUAGUACCUCUUUUAUUUUCUUUAUAAGUUCCUUAUAUUCUCUCAGUGCAGGUGAGUCCUUUGAGUACACAGGUUUACUGGUCUUACCACGUUUCAUUAUUUGUGUUCCACUUUUGUCAAUACCUUGUUCACUUCUAAAUACCAACACCUCUGUGCCAUCCUUGAGUGUUCUUACAGAUGAUCGUUUUAUGAGUUCCCUGACGUAUCUAUUCUUAGGGUCUAGUACUAGUCCCUCCUUACCCUUGAUAACUCUUGCGACAGCUUGAACACGCUCCACUUGGUUUUCAAAGUCUCUCUUUUUGUUUGCUGUAAGCCGGUCUUUUGAGAACUUUUUCAGUUUCUCUAGGCGGGCUUCUAUUUCAUCCCAGUCAGCGUCAAAUGAUUCGUUGAAUGCAUCUAGCACGUCUGGAAGUACAUUGUUUGGGUCUUCCACAAAGUUGACUUCUGGGGCAGUUGUGCUUCCUGAUGGACCUGAAAUGUUCACUGUACCAUCAUUUCCUUCGGUGAAAGUUGUUUCUUCUAUUGCACGUCUCUCCAUGAGAUCCUUUACAUAGUCCAAUUCACUUUUAAGAUUGGUUAUCACUAUAGGGUCAUCACCAUACAUAGCCUCAUCCUUCACCCUUGUAUCUAGCCUACUAAAGGCUGUUGAUAGGUCAUCAUAAUUAAGGUCGUCAUAUUGAGGAUACGUCUUUUCUGUCUCCUCCAACUCGAUGUCAUCAUAGUCCUCCAUAAUACUUUAACUUAUGUUAGGGACUUGAUGUCUCCAGCUGGUAUCCAACUGUUAAAUUUGUCAUCAUAACCUAACCACUUAACUAGGGCCAUCUUUUUACCCUUCACUGUUCUUCUCCUCAAUACUUUCUCUAUCUUGAAAUCAGGUUCUCUUCCUUCAGCGCUAUACAGUUCUUGUUCAUAGAAUCUACCAAUUAUUGGUUCAUCAGCACUGUCUUUUAUUGUGUACGUGUUUGGAUGACCGUGAUACACUUCCGUCACAGUGAACAACUCCUCUGUGAAAUUUGCUUCGUACCCUUUUGUGAACACUGAUUUGUACUUUGAGAUCCUGACGCUUUCUCCGACAGCAAACUUUGGUUCCGACGGCUUGCCUAAAUUGUGACUAAAAAGUGUCUUCCAUACUUCAGUCCAGUUGGAAUCAUUUACACUGUCCGGUGUUGUUUUAAUUGAUCUGUUUACUGAACUGUUGUAAUUAUCAGUUAAGUCUUGAAGGAUGUCUAACCAUUUAUAUGUACUGGCACUGUAAAAGUACUUCCACAUUAGAGCCUUCAAUGUUCUGUUAAAUCUUUCCACAACUGCGGCCUUUUUAUCUGAGUAAGUAGAGAAAAACUCAAUGUUAUGUUUAUUGAGCAAUGACUUUACAUCUUUGUUGUAGAACUCUGUGCCUUGAUCAAACUGGGCGAAUUUUGGGUAUUUACCAAAGUGAUUAUUAAAUUGCUCUAAAAUGUUACUGACGGCGUCCUUCAUUGAUGUCGCGUUUUUCCUAUACACUGGUACUGUGAAUGCGUACCUACUCAGUAUUUCGAUUGAUGUGAGAAUCCAUCGGUAUCCCUUGUUCUUGUCGUCAUAUUUUGUCAUGUCAACUAAAUCCAUUUGUAACUGUUCACCUAAAGUUUGAACGUACGUCUGUCUGAACUUAUGUUUCCUAAACACUUGUCUGUACCUCGUGUAUGUGUCUUGCUCAUUUAUCCAUUUCUUAACCUGGUUUCUGGUUACUUUAAGUCCGUCUGAUACUGCUCUAAGAUAUAGUUUCUCUGGUGUCUGGAAUCCAGUCUUAGGAUUGUAGUAAAUAUCUCGUAGUCCCUGUUCUUUCAUAAUAUCAUCGUCCAUCUUAUAUUAACCAAUGUAAGCUAACUACCGACUACGUUAGUAGACGCCAAUAACUAAGUUAUUGCUCAAGGUACAUCUCGAUAAGCACUUCACCUAUAUCAGUAGGUUUCCCGUCUUGAUCUGUCAUGUGGAAUACAAGUUCUGAGAACGAACCCUUAACAACUGAAGUCCUACUUUCAACAUCAAUGUAACUAACUACUGAGCCUAAUAAUGGUCUGUCAGUUGGAAUUGUAAUAGUUGUUAUUACAUCGCUGGGUCUUCCCCAGGGGUUAACGUUGUAAGUGUUAUUUACAAGAUUGCAGUGUAUAUUUACAACACGUAGACCAUUAUUAAAGUCAACCUUGCUGUCACCUGUCAAACUCCUCCCUUUUAGUAGGAUCAUAGGAUUUAGGAAUCUAUUAAAACCUAACAUAGUCAGUAAUCGCGUCUCUAUUGUGAUAUCCUGUUUUACUGCCUCUAUUUGGCAGGAUGCUGUUUCAGCAAAGUAGGUUAGCUUAACACCAUGUCUUUCAAGUAAUUUUUUCAUACUGUCAAAUGUGUAGUAACCUUUUUGAAUAAUUACAUCAGAUUCUCCAUCAUCUGUUUUCACUUUGAUAAUAGUUGUUGGUUCCCUUAUAUUGAAGUACUCCCAGAACACUGAAACUCCCUUCAUAAAGACUGAAUUAUAGUUGCUUGUUAGAACUGAAUUCUGAAGUGGUAUGAUAGUGUGCUGACCUUUAAGUAAAAUUGUGCACUUCAUCUUAAUAACAUACGUUAGGUUAUUAAGAAUGAUACCAGGUGGAGGAGACGUUGGAAAGUCACCUUAUAGAUCAUACCAAGACUAUGAAAAGAAGUAUGGAAAAGAAGAGGAAGAUCAUGUUGAUCCCAUUGCCGGGAAAAAGGCAGAGGACGCUGUGAGGGCUAGGUUUAUUAAAAAGUACCCUCACGCUGAUAUGGAUAGGUUCAGUUUUGAAUCUAUGACAACAAGUAGUGUUGAUAUAGGAGUUAUAACCUGGUUUGUGGACUUAGAUGGUAUAACUUCAUAUGACAUUAGAUAUGAUGGUUUUAAGAAGAAUAAGGAAUUUACAUAUUAUCUCACAGGUACUAAAAAAAAUGCUAUUAUUCCCGCACAGUUUAUACCUAUGGCUGAUACAAAGGUUACAAUAAGUGAUAUUCAAGGAUUAGUUAACGGCUGGCCUCUAAAGUGGAGGUUGGGUUCUGGUGUAAUGGCUAAAUUAAGCAACUACGACACAUUUGAUAGUUUUAGUUGGUUUCCAAAAAUUGGGUGGAACACUCCUGCGCAUUCAUUUAAGGUUUACGUGGACGGUAAAAGCUUCUUUGUAACUUCCGGGAAGGCUGGUGGAAAUAUGCUUCCAAAAAUUGAAGAUAGUAUUGAGAUCGAUGGUGUAAGUGUAGAGUUUGACUACAAAAAACCCUAUUUUGCUGCCCUUUGUGGUGCAUAUAUCGCAACAUACUUAUGUGGAAUCACAAGUGGUCAUCUUACUCCUAGUAAUGAUACUUACCCUGUGAUAACAAGUAUAAUGAACUUUCACCUUUACUACUGCAUUAGGAAGUAUGUUUACAAACCUGAAAGAUUAAUUCCCUAUAUGGAUAUGCUGAAUCCCGUUAAAAAGCAUAUCCCUGUUAAGGGUAAGUGGGUAAAGAAAAGUGAUUAUUAUGAUGUUGUAUACGAUUAUGGACUUGCUUGGGAAAAAAGUAACUGGAUAAAAGGUAGGGGUAAUGGUAGCAAUCCCGUAAGAAAUGUAAUCAAUUCUUCAGUUAUGACUGUUAACGGGUUUCUAAAGGGAAUUCGUGUACACUAUGAGGAAAGAGUGUCGGUUGCACUUGUUAGUAAGUCUGAUUAUUUAAGGUUUGUUAGUACUCAAACUUAUCCGUAUUUCGGACUUACAAAUACUGGCUUACUUCUAUUAGGGGAAUCAAUUGAAGCUUACGUUUACUCUGUGUUAGGUGCACAAGCAGCUACUAGAUCACCUAUCACUGGAAGCUAUGGAAAGUCAUCUGCUACCCAGGUCAAGUUCAGCGCACUGGUAAACGAUUGCGUUAUUCAAGCUGAUCCUGUUGUAACUCUAAGUAAUAUGAGAAUUGCUAUUAGAGACACAAAUGUUGUACUUAACACAGCCGUUACCCCUGGAACUGUUCUGAUUCCAUCAAGUCUCAUAAUUCUAAGUAAGCCUAUACCUGGGUAUAACAAUAUUCUAAAAAACGCGACAAAGGAUAUGAAAAGAGGGGUUAACACUAACCUCAACUAUGUGGGGGUUAAGCAAGUUAAUCCUCCUAAAAAACAGCAUCAAGAUAAUACACCAGUUCAUCACCUUGAUACUCUUGAUGGAAAUAGGAAGGUUCGGGGAGGUCCUACAAGAGUUACACCUCAGGGAGGUUCUACAAGUGCCGAGACUCAAGUUUUUCCUAUCAUGAGACGUGGGGGGUCUUCAGGAGUCAGCGCUGUCGCUGGAGCUGGAAUUGGUGCUAUAGUUGUAUUCAUUCUAAUGAAAGUUGCCAUGUAAACAUUAUGUAUUCUAUAAAAUGGCUCUCUAUAAGGGAUAUAUUAAAGGUGUAAAUAAUACUGAUCCAACAACUGGAAGUGUAUUUGAUAAGGAUGGAUUUACCAUGAAGGGUGACAUUGAGAUGGAUGGUAAUGAGGUGAAGGGUCUGGGUGCACCAACAGAUGAUACUUCUGCGGUCACGAGGAAGUGGGUGGAUGAUGAGAUCAUUAAACAGGCUGCUCUUACAAUUCAACCUGCAGGGUUUACAAUGACUGGGAAUAUUAACAUGGGAGGUAAUAAGAUAACUAAUCUUGAUAAUCCUACUAAUCCAGGUGAUGCUGCCAGUAAGAGUUGGGUUGAAGGUAGCCGCAGACAUGUACAUGUAAGUCUACCUGGACUUAUCCUUACAAAUGAUCUCAAUAUGUCAACCAAUGAAAUAAAGGCUUUAGGUGAUCCUACAACUGGAAAGUCUGCUGUUAAUAAAGACUGGGUAGUUGGAAUGUUAAAUAGACCUGUAUCAGGACUUAAUAUUGCUGGGGAUAUCGAUAUGAAGGACCAUGAGAUUAAGAAUCUUAAGGAUCCCUCUGAGGAUCAGUCUGCUGUCUCAAAAAAAUGGGUAACUAAUCAUGUUAGUGGAAACCCUGAAUCAUAUCUUAAACGGAGUGGUGGUACUAUGUCAGGUAAAAUUAGUAUGGGAGGUAAUGAGAUAACCAAUGUCGGAAACCCUGUAAAUACAAGCUCUGCCGCGACUGCUGGCUGGGUUAUCAGUGGAUUGGGAAUGCGCGGGGAAAUUGAUAUGGGAGCAAACAAAAUUACUAACCUACGAAAUCCUACGGGUGGAGCUGAUGCAGCAACGCGUAGCUGGGUAAUAAAUCAUACCACCUUCACUGCACUAAAACUGGACGGUUCAAAUGUAAUGACAGGUGAUCUUCAUAUGGGAGGUAAUGAAAUUAAAAAUAUUGAGGCUCCUAGUGCCGAUAAAUCUGCUGUUAAUAAAAAAUGGGUGGAAGAUAAGAUUAGCGGUGGUCGUAAAAGGCGUGAAACUUACAGUGGACUUACUCUGUCUGAUGACCUCGAUAUGGGAAACAAUGAGAUUAUAAAGUUAGGUGCUCCUACAACUGAUAAUUCUGCUGUUUCCAAGAAAUGGGUCACUGAUCAUGUUAGUGGAAGUUCUAUUAAUAGUAGCGGAUUUACUAUGACAGGUAAUAUUGAUAUGGGUGGACAUGAAAUUAAGAAUGCUGGUGAUCCUACUACUGACCGGGCUGUUGUUACAAAGUCAUGGUUUAAUUUAAAUGAAGGAACCUUUUUGCGGUUAGAUGGAACAGGAUCUCUAAAUGUUGGUGGUACUAUUAAUUUCAGCAAUGCACCUAACUGUAACUCCGACCCUGGAAACUCAAGUAGUCUUGUAAGGUUGCAGUAUCUUAAAACGUACACAACUAACUUACUAAAACUUAGCGGUUCGCGAGCAAUGAUAGGUGACCUUAAAAUGGGUGGAAAUGAAAUAAUAAAUGUUGGAGCUCCUACAACUGAUAAUUCUGCUGUGUCAAAGAAAUGGGUCACGGAUCAUGUCAGUGGGAGUUCUGUAAGUAGUAGUGGCUUUACUAUGAGCGGUAAUAUUGACAUGGGUGGUAAUACUAUUACAGGACUAAAUAGUGGGUCAACAGGAGGUUCUAGUGCUGUUUCUUAUGGAUCUAUGACUUCAUGGUGCUCACAGUUUCUUAAACGUGAUGGUGGCACUUUAGCUAGUAACCUAGAUGUUAACAGUUAUGAGUUGACAAGGGUUGGAAAUCCUACAACUGACGGUUCCGCUGUUAGUAGGAAAUCGGCAACUGAUGAGUUCAUGAGUAGUAGAGGUGGACUGGUAAAAGGUGAUCUGGAUAUGGGAGAUUCAAGUGGAAUUCUCGAUCUAAAGGAUCCUGUAAAUGAUAAGGAUGCUGUUAACAAACAAUGGGUAGAAAGUAAUUUCCUGAAACCUUCCACUGGUCUUACUCAAGCAACGGCUGACACAAGAUAUGUAAGAAUACGGCGACAUAUACAUGCAGAAUGGAUUUGGGGUUAUCGUGGUGUUGCAGUUGCAGCAACAAGGUACUACGCUUUCUGUCAAGAUCAGAUACCACCUUCAUGGAGAACAGAUCCUAUUAAUAAUAUGACAGACCUCAAUCUUGAAUCAAUAAAUAUUAAAUCAGACGCCCCAAUUUUCUCAACUGUUCUGAAUAUACCUAUAGGACUCAUACUAUGGGCUACCGUUUGGGAAAAGCAAUCUAAUGGAAAAUUUACACAGGUUAAAAAGGAAAUUGUUCUUGAUACAAUUGACCUAAGAAGGUUGAACUACACUUGGUUCAAUGGAACUUUCACAACUACUGGUGGAAGUACAGCUUGCUACGUUUUCAAGGGUAAUAGUAUGUUCUAUUUAGGAAACCAGGCUGAGUUGGUAGAUAACACGCUGGCUUGGUGUGUUAUAGUUAAACCUGAACACUCAAUGCCCAUUGGUAUGAGUAUGGAUAUGUCAUUCUGCUGGUCACUUCGAUAUUCAGGUUCAGGUAGCUAACAUGUGGUUUAUCAUAAGAUAAGAUGUCAAGGUGGAGGUCAUGCUUCUCCUGCUUAGGUAAGAUUUGUGGUUGUCGUAAGAGUUCAAAGAAUGGAAAGGCUGGUGAUAUAAAUUUUUCCGUAUCUAAUAAUAUUAACAUUGGAGUAAGUACACAAAAUAAAAAGGAUGAUUUAGAAUUUAUUCCAAAAUCAGAAAAUUACGGUCACCUAAAAAUGCUUGAGGAAAAGUAAAUUGAUAAAUAAUGUAAAAAUGGUCUAGAAAAAAAUAAUGCUAAAAAUAAUAGAUAAAAUAAUGCCAAAAAAUAUUAGAUAAAAGUGAGGGGAAAAAUAGGCGGGAAAAUGGUCUAGAAAAAUAUGAGCCUGCGAUUGGGUGGGGGAAAAUAUGAAAACCGCUGACCGGAAGUUGGGUGUGAUCGCGGGCCGAAAAAGUGGUCUAGAACCCUCAGUUCCUAUACUACUCUUAAGCCUUUCCAUUUGGUCGUAACUGUUGUGAGCAAGUCAUUUUUAACGAUGUAAAAUAGUCUGCAUAUAUAUCUUGUCUUUUCGUGUGGCUGCGUGAAAUCAGUCUUUACUGACUGUAGAGAUAUAUGGACACAUUGGUCAGCUUCAUAUGUUCACAACUGCUACGAGUAAAUAAAAACCAGGGAAUCGUUGUUCGAAAGCCGGUUAGCUAAAUCGUAGAUCAAGAAAAAACGUCAAAGUAAACUUUUCAACAGAUUACUUAAAAACUUUUAUAGGAUGUUUUUUCAUAUUUCGUUAUUCCUCGACCGAUAAAAUUUUAUUGCGGUUUUGAAAUAUGUCAACGUGCAAAAAUGCAGAAAUCGAAAUAGUGAGAAAUUUUAACCCAAGGUUAGUGCUAAUCACUUUAAACAACUGGCUUCUUUGUUUAGGCCUCUUUGAAAUAACGUGCUUUAAUUCAAUUGCAAGGAUAAAUAUAACAUCCUGGUCAAAUAUAACCCGAUUACUGAGCAGUAACUGCUGCCUCGUAAAAGCAACCAGUCAAAUCUAUGUCUUUUAUUUGGAACGAUAACAUGCGGGAGAAACGUGAAGCCAAUGCCAACGCCACUGACGCACACUGAUUCGUGAUAGACCGAGCGAUGAUGGCGUAUAAGGGGACUGAAACUGACGUAUGGCGUGGAAAGCUGAUGCCACUGCUCACGCGUUGCUCACGCGAGGCUUCACUUUUUAACUUCCAAAUGACUGAAUGUUAUCACAGAGAAGAGAUAUAGAGAGAUAAAACUCGCGGCAAAUUAUGUCACGCCGAUAUAUUAAGUUUAUUAACUAUAGAAAAUAUAUUAAUUCACUAUUUUAUUAAAUUUUGAUAAUGAAGAGGAACGAAACUAUACAUAUUGUAGAAGUAUUCAUGUUUUUGUUUUUUUGUGCGAGUUAAAUUUUGAGGAAUUUAUAUCAUUUGCUGCUUUGUUUUAUAUACAUAAGCAUCUAAAAAUCCCAGCCAGUGUAUUUCACGAUUUUAAUAAGGAGUAGAUAGGGAAAAAAACAAACUUUUGCUAAAUAAAAUGUUAUGUUAACACUUUUAAUAAAAGGAAAUCAAUAAAAGUGAUCGCUUACCGUUAUUAUACAAUAAUUUACUGAACAAAAUUUCAAUGGGUAUCUCAUUUUUUUAAAAAAAGCGAUUUUCACGGUUCGAACGGCGUUUUUCCUAUCUUUUGUUAUAAAAUUUUAGCGACGCACUGGCUGGAAAAUUUUGCGCGGCGCGUGGAACGCGUGACACGAAAAUUGAGGUUAUCGAGUGUCGGUUUCCUCUCUGUAUAUCUCUACUCUGUGAUGUUAUCGUUCCAGGUAAAUAGAUUGAGUUCACUGGAAGCAGCAUGUAAAUUUUGUUGGUCCCAGGCUAUCCGUGACGUAUGUGGAGGCAAACGUUCUUAAAUAUCACAUGAUUAUAAUACACAUUGUAGAAUGACAAUGGACAACAUAUUCUUUUGUAUAUAUUAAAAUCGGAAUAUAAACAAGGCAAGGGUAGUAAAGUUUGUAAUAUGAUUUGAAAGGAUUUUGCAUCAAUAAUAAUCAAAUAAAUAUGUAAAUGGUGGAUCAGACUAGGCACGAAGCUCUAGGAAAAUGUUUUGUGAUUGAUUGAUAAUGACAAUGACAAAAGAAUAAGCUAUAGAAUGGAUUUUCUAAAGAACGAAGCAAGAAUAAUGUUCCAUUUGUUUAUGUAAGCCAAUUACGUCUUUUGUCAUUGUCAUAAUCAACCAGUCACAGAACAUCUUCACAGAGCUUUACAUUUACUGUUAGUUUUUGCUAUGUGCAUUUAUAUGGGAACCAUGCAAGCUGGCUUGCCUUACUAUCAGUAGUAUAACCACAAUUACACUUAGGAAGGCUUGCUUACCGGUAUGGGUGUUAAUGUUACUAAUCUUCAGCGAAACAGGAUUUUUCAUCCAGCAUUGCUAGGAGGCAGGUUCGUAGCCAGCACCAAGUAACUGGGAAGAGGCUAAUAAUCGAAUACACAGAACGGCCAUCUGGGGGCGUGGAUUAUGGGUUUCUGCGAAACGCUUUUUUUUUGGAUUUUAAACGCGUUUUAAAUUGUAGAUUUGGUAUAUGGUAUAUCAUAGAUGAAAGCAUUACCAGGUUACGUCCCCCCUCAGUUUCACCUCAGUUUUAUAAGAAUUAUAGAAUUAGUCCUGAAAAAAAACUGGAGAGAUCCUGACCACCCAUUCCCCCUGUGGCUAUCUCUCUGCAAGGAAACGUACUUAUACAGGAUGGCGUAUUCGCAUGGACAAAUCACAUGACCUAAAUGACACCAGCUAAAUCCUUGAUGUCAAUUUUUUGAUGAAAAGUGAUUUAUGCAUGCUCAGAAGUUUACAACCUCGUUCCUAGGCUCUUUCCUUUUGUGGAGGAAAGACCCGGCUGGGGCUGGUCACACGGAAAUUUGAUUUCCCAAGGGGGAGUACGCAAAGUAUCAAAUUACAUGCUUCCACUUCCGCACUUUAUACUUCGAUUGCAAGGAGUGAGUGUGUUCUGUACAAUCAUAGUUCUACCGUAAACCUCCGACUAUAAGCCCUGGGCUUACAUACUUUCGUAAGCGAUUUUUGAUGGGCUUAUACCAGGGGGGGGGGGCUUAUAUAUGGGAAUGGGGCUAAUACAUGGGCGAUAUUUUGUGUUAGUAAUGAAUAACUCAGACAUUAACAAGUCAUUUAUAAAAGAAAAAAAAACAUGUAUUAAUAACGCGCUUUGAUUGACAUAGUGCAUAGUAUAAUAUAUAAUAUAUAAUUCAAUAGCCAUUUACCUUCGUCUUUUAUACCUUGCCCAUUGAAUGCAAAGGACAUUCCUUACAGCAAAUAUAAUAGAACAAAUACUUUGCUAAACCUUAUGCAAUAUAAAGUGUCUCUACAUUUUGUCAGCUUCCGGGAUAUAUUAUACAUAAUGCAUAAGUCCCGCACAGACACAGCAUUACUCGAUGAGUUUCUAUAAGCAUUUUAAAGUUUCUAUUGAUAUAUCGGCUGUUUUGUCUCAAGCAUAGUUGAAUGAAAUUUCUAAAAUACGAUAAAGAUUAAAGUUAAUACAAAUAUUGAUUAACACAUACAAUAUUGAUUAACACAUGCAUGCAGGUCGAAAAGAAGGUGGAUUUUUCUGCUUAUAAAGAGCCAAUGGCAAUGCCAAUAAAAGUCUUUAUCAGAUUUAUAAUGUGCCUGCUGAAGAUUGCUGCACGUAAAACAUGAUAUAUUAAUAUUCUAUAAAGUAAUAUACUUGUGUCUGAUGUUUAUAUUGUAUUAAAUAUUCAAGUUGUACCGCACGCACGGAAAAGUCUUGGCGCAAACAAAUAAUGGUUCAUGAGAUACCCAAUAGAGUUCACUGGUGAUAACAGAUAGCUAUACGAGAUAAUUCUUGAUCGUUGAGUUUCAGCAAUGUCAAUGCAUGGCCAUAAUGUCCGUGCAGAGCAAUCAGUAGACGGUCAUAUUGGCGUUUCGCUCGGAAAAUGACCCAUAGCCGACUGUUUUUUGAACACUGGUGGUAUUUUGGAUAAAUACGGUUGUUAUUAUUUUGACAGGUUUAUCGUAUAAACGCUGCUGGGAUCGUGAGUACAUACGAGUUUGAUGGUCACAGAGUUGCAACUUUACGUGUAGUGGAGGACUCCCUUAUUGCUGCCGGGUUAUUACGUGAUGCCUUUAAAGUCAUAAAGUGGAGUUUGAACGAGGGCUUGGUUAUUAACGAGAUUGAUUGGUAUUGGGGGAAACAACAUUACGACAUAUUACGUGUUAACAAUGCCUCCAACCAUGUGGCCUCCAUCGGUAAAUGGCUACUAUAUAUUAUGUACUACUUAAAACAUAAGCAGUAGUGUUUUGUCAAAUAUAAAGGUACGAGGCAAAGCCGAGUAUCUUUAAGUCUGAUAAAACACGCACUGCGAAUUUAAAAUUGCUUUUAAAACAAUCGCUUGAUUGGCGAAAGUUGAUUGGCGAAGCAAAUUUCAAAAAUACGUUGUGUAAGCUCCAUAGUCUAGUCACGAAACAAAACAGAAAAAUGAGCCCGAUUUAAGAUGAGAAGCUGACUGUAUGCAUAAAAAAGUACAGUUUUGCGAGUGUGUUUAGCCUGUUUGCAGGUGGUGUAGUGGUAACGGCGUGCGCUUACUAGAUCACACGUCGUUGCUUCGAAUCCCGGCAAGUCAUUCGUUCUUUUCGUAUUUUCUUAGAAAAAAAACUGUUUUUCUUCCUAAUGUUGGCUUUCUAGGGUCAGGGUUGGGGUUUAUUUAGUUCAUAAAAAUCUCAUUUUAAUUCGUACCAAAUGGAAAGCACUAAUGGCCAUAUCGUGAAACACCUUGCUUAACUAAAGUUAAAAAUAUUUUAAUUGGAUAUAAUACACUUAAAAAAUAAACCUGACUCUAUCUCUAACCAGUAGGUAAUGUAUAAAGACAAUCUUACGAAAAAUCUUAGAGGAAAAGAAAUAUGAAAACGAAAAACAAAACAUUGGCAACAAGGGUGAAUUUCGUUCCGGAAUUGUUUACAUUUUAGCUCCAAUCCAAUCAGAACGCGUAAAUCGCAAAAUUCAUAAACAAACACAGACAGUCACUUUCGAGUUUCUUAAUAUUUUUCAUGAAAUCGAGAUAUGUUGUUCAAAAAGGAUUUCUCCUGUGAUUCCUUGCGACGAUGUUUUAUUUAUUGCGUUGUUGCGAAGGUAUAGGGCUUCAAACUUUGCCUUGCGCAAACCUAAAUAUUGCACUUUGAAUUCACAACGUCCGAACAAAAUCUUCUGUUAAAAGUUGAAUUUUAAAGCUAUGUGUUGAAAAAAGUUUUACCAGCAUCGUUAAACGUUAACUUAUUAAUAUCUUUCUCCCAAAAAGCAAGAUGUUUCCUCGGCAGGACUUAUCACUUGACAUAAUCUGACAUUCAUUUUCGUGCUAACAAAUAUAGAUUUCGCAUGCAAAGAAUCACGAAGGGCAUAUUUUAGUUAAAUUUUUGUGAGCAAAAGCAAGUAACUUUACAAAACAUUACGAUUGUAGACCUUCAAACCUACGCCAAGUAUUCACUUGGGUAAUCAGAUCAAGGAAGUACAGCUCGUGCGUUCUUCGUUUCUUGUUGUUCGUGGUCAAAUUGGCUAUCGCUAUCUCUGUAUUGCUGAGUUUGCUGUCUUUCCAGUGAAGAGGCUUUCGUUACAAAUCUUUACACGUUUAUGUCGGACAGAUUGCAUUCGAUGUGAAACCAAUGCCCACAUCCUUGAAAGACGCGCUAUAACGUGCUUUGAGUUUGGCAACUGCACUGAAUGCCUAUUGCUAUCACAUGCUAUGUUUUUAGAAGAAUUCGACCUCAGCACAGUGAACUAUACACAUGGAAGGCUGACUUGAGCUCAAAAAGUGAAGCCAAACAUGGCAGAAAUUGAAGCCAUUCUUGCGCGUCAUUCUCAGUCCCCUUACGUGCGCGGCCAAACUUUUUUUAUAUUUUUCUUUAUUUUCCGAGUAAAAAUCUGUUGAAAAACAGAUUAAAUUUGUAUGAAAAGUUGAAUCCUGGUGUUUUUUUUGGGUUCACUUCUAAAUUUUAAUUAUUAUUUAUUUAAAAGAUGCGAUAUUUGAGUGGAAAGAAAGCAAAAUAGCGCGGGAUUGCUGUUUUUGUAAAUGACAAAGAGUGACAAAACAAAACACAAAGUCACUGAUUUUUUUAAAAUAUCUCUAUGCCCCUAUUGACAAGGGUCUAACCCACAUAAAUCACUCAUUAAAAUGAACAGUUUAAGUUUAUAAGGCAAUCAUCAAAGUGAUUUUAUUAAAUAAAAAAUAAAAAAAACAAAAUUUUCUUAUAUGUAUGCCUAUGGAAUUAAAUUGACUAAAAACUGCCUCGAAAACUGCAGUUAAAAAGCAAUUUUAGGUCAGGAAAACGGACUAAAAUAAGUUAAAUAAUGGUGUGAAAACUAAAAAGCACCAUAGAAACAAGAAAACGAAACAACCAAAGCAAAAAUAAAUUCCCAAUUUCAAAAAUACAGAUUUUAUAUAAAAAAAACAAAAAAAGUUUGAAAUUAGUUGUUGAAUUUGCAAUGAAAAAUACAGAUUUACUCACACAUACAGUGGGAAAAUGAAGUAGACAGAUCGAUUAGAUAAAGGAAAUCAGGUUUACAUGAAAUAAAUGAAGUUUAUUUCCCCUUUUUGCUCUUUUAAAAUGAAGAAAAACACAACCCGAGAGUCGCGAACCCAUCACUUCCCGCCAUGAAAAUACAAAAAAUGUUUGGCCGCGUGGGUAAGGGGACUGAGAAUGACGCGCAAGAAUGGCUUCAAAAUCCGCCAUCUUUGGCUUCACUUUUUGAUUACGUCAAUUACUAAAGUCAGCCUUCCAUCUAUAUAGUUCACUGCCUCAGCAUAGUCUACGUCACAUAGGAAUCACGUGAGAUUGCGCAAGCAAGCUAUAUCAUGUGCCGUAAGCUUUCAAUCAUGGCAAACGCGAAGGUGAACGAGGCAAAAGAAAAAUCCAAUUUUUUGGACAAAGAGGAGGAAAGGUAGCUCACCGACGAGGGCGAACAAGCCAUUCUGUGUUUGAAAUUUUAAACCUUGUUUCUUUCUUUUAAUUAGCCAAAAUUUGCAUUUACAGUGUAACGACCGCUUACUAUUAUGCUGUUUUACGACAUGUUUUUUAACUUUUUUAAAAAUUCACAAAUAGUAUUUUUCAAGUCAUUUUUGGAAGAUCACAACACUGAGUAGUUGUCAACAAGGCCGAAGAGAAAUAUCGCCAAAGGCUCGGCCGAAGGAAGCCAUUUAAACGCUCAUUUCGAAAUAAAAUUAAAAAUUCAGUUUUCUUUAUGUGGUUUAUACUAAAACAAUUAGACAACUCAGCCUCGUUGUCUCUGAUCGAAUGGUCAACUUGGCUUCGCCUCGUUGACUAUUCUCUCAUAGACAACUAAGCUUCCUUGUCUAAUUGUUAAAUAGACUUUUUAAUAGCUGUUAAAAACCACAAGGGAAAUUAUGAUCCCCCAAUGGUUCUAUUACCUAUGAUUAGGAUAGAAUUACAAUGGUGGAUAGGCAGCGUUGACAAUGUAUUCAAGGUUAUCAACCACGAGCUCCCAUCAAUUGCAAUCAAUACAGAUGCAUCAAAAAUUGGAUGGGGUGGUGUUCUUGAUGGCACAGCUUUUGAGGGACACUGGUCACCCCAAGAAUCGAAAGAGCAUAUUAAUUGCCUUGAAUUUAUAGCUGCUCUUUUUUCACUCCAAUCUCUAACGACUCACAUAAGCAAUACCCACAUUAGAUUGAAGAUUGACAAUACGACAGCAGUGGCUGUUAUCAACAAUAUGGACACUAGUCACUAAGUACAAUGUAACAAUGGAGUCUUAGAUAUUUGGAAGUGGUGCAUCGAUAAACGAAUCUGGGUCUUAGUGGAACAUAUCCCUGGCAAAUAUAACAUAGCAAGUGGAUGUGGAACCCCACUGUUUUACAUCAAGCACUUGACAAACUACAAGUUAACCCAGAUAUAGACAUAUGUUUGCAGUUCUUGUACAGCACAGUGCCAGACUGUUAUAUGCUACCAAGCUACCUACAAGAAGCACAGCCUCUACACAAGAAACUGGAUCUGCUGGUUGUCACUUAUCAGGGGACAGUUGCAGGCAAGCGGAUUUUCACAAACAGCUUCAGACAUUUUCAUGUGUGCCUGGCAGGAUGAAACUAAAAAGCAAUACCAAAUCUACCUUACAAAGUGGAAAAAUUACUGCAACUCCAAAGCGAUUAGGCCAGUUUCAGCUACUGUAAUUCAAGGUAUUCAUUUCCUGGCAGAACUAGUUGAUACGGGUAUUGGCUACAAUGCAGUUAAUGCAGCCAGAUCUGCCCUUUCAACCAUACUUGUAGUUAAUAAUUCUCUUAUGUUUGGUAUGCACCCUGUAGUGAAGAGGUUUUGGAGGGAAACCUUCGCUACCACGUUAGGAAGUUAUUUGGAAUGUCAAUCAAGUGUUAAAUAGACUGCGAUCUUGCACUUCUAUUGAAUGUAUUUCAUUUGUUGAACUUACAUUACGUUAUGUUGUUGGCUCUCCUCACUGGUUAACGAACACAAACGAUUCAUUGAUUGGAUGUUAACCAUAUGGACAUAUCAAAUAGGAAAUUUUUUUUCAUCUGACCGGUUUACAGUAACAGUAGAGACUAGGGAAACAUCUAAAACCUAUUGAAUUGAAAACGUUUGGCCAGAAGCAAAAGUUUGUGUAUUAUCCGUCGCUUUGCUAAAUUACCAAAAACCAUUUGGAUCAAGAUUGUAUUAAAGGAUGCAGAUAUUAAUACAACAACAUUUACUGCUCACAGUACCAAAGCAGCUACCACUAACGCUGCAGCCAAGGCAGGUGCCCCCAUAGAAAGUAUCUUGGAAUCUGCUGGAUGGUGCAACUGUGGAACUUUUGCUAAAUUUUAUAACAAAAAAAUUAAUGUGUCUUGUAAUCUUGGUUCAGAUUUGUUAGAGGCAAAUAUAGAGUGUGACAAUUAUUGGUUUUUUGUUCUUGUUCAUGAUCGCGUGAUUCCUAUGUGACGUAGACUAUGAUCAGAUUUUACUGCAAACUACAUAUACUGUAGAAGACAAACAAAACACGCCAACGAACACAAUUCAAGUCAUUUCAACUAUGUUGUAAUUUACGUAAACUAUAAAGGAAAGAUACAAAAUACACUUAAACAACACAUCUACAAGACCUUUAGCUGAUGAGCAAAUACAUUACGUACAUAUCUAACACAACAAUGAUCUUUUCGUACGGAUUUAAACUGAGACUGUCAGCAACGCACUGACCUUUACAAAACCUCUAAAACCAUUAAUAUCCCAGACUGCGAGCGGCAAUUAAUAUCUAAUUUAUACGAUUUUAAUUCAUGCAAAUUUAUGCAUGCAGCUACAUAUAAAUAAGGCAUACUUGUAAGUUGAAGUUUGAUGUGGAUUCUACCGAUUCAUAGUGAGGAACAUAGGAAUUACGUGCCCUUCCAACAAUUGUUAGACAAUUUUCGCGGCAUAAGAAAUGCUAAGAUGCUCACUCCCCGUAUAUGUUGGUAUUCUGUGCUCAUUCACUGGUAAACAUUGAUGUAGCUUGCUCGCGCAAUCUCACGUAAUUCCUACGUUCUCGACUAUGAAUUGGUAAAACCUACAACAAACCUCAACUUACAAGUGAGUUUCGCUUUACCUAAAGGUAAGGAAUUUCUAAUUUUUCAUGUGUUAUUAAGGACAAGUCAAUCUAACAUUUUGGUCGAAUAAGGCAUUUAAAUGUUGAGAACAUCCAUUUUUUUGGUCCCCCUCCUUUGGAAUUUUCAUUGAAUUUUUAGCUUUCCACAACUUUUUAAACUUUUUUAAAAGAGCUUGUUUAUAUGGAAGCCGGGCUAGCCUGCUAAGCUAGACAGCCCGAGAAGUGAGAUCUCAUUGUGUAGUUAUUUUUAUAGUAAAAAUUAUCAUUCGUUUAUAUGGACAAGCGGGCUGGCCUGCUUGCUGAAAUCUGGCUAAACACAAGAACCGAAAAUUUUUUUUAGAACCACUGAGUAUUUUAAUAAAAUACAAAACAAGUGAAACUCCAAAAAUCGAUAACAUUUUUAUUUAUCUACGUUUCGACUAUAUUUCAGUCAUCAUCAGGAUAAACUAGCUAGGUUAUAUAUCAAAAGCGGCAUUUAUAUGAAGAAAUAUGAUACAAUAAUUAGGUUGAUUAUUAAUGAAUUAAUUAAAUAUGAUUAGUUCUUUAGAAGCUUUAAGUCCAUGAUUAAGUUCAGGUUUAUAUCUUUGAAUAGCGAGAGAUUCUUGAUACAGUAAAAGGGACCAAUGGUUAGAUUUAUCAAUUAUUUUAGUGUUGUUGAAAACAUGUUCAGCCAUUAUACCGGUUUGAUCAGACUAGAAAUUGUUAAACCUCUCAUUAAUUCAGGACUAAUAAGAUUUUACAAACGUUAUUUUGAUGACACCCUUAUUCUUAUGAAACCAUCUGACGUACAAUUAAUUCUUACUAAGUUUAACUCUUUCCAUACUAACUUACAAUUCACCGUUGACGAAUUUAGCGACAAUGACAUCCAUUUCCUUGGCAUCAACAUCCACAUCCACCCUCUGGAACUUCUGUCUAUAGGAAGCCCACUUAUACUGGUCAAUACUCCCAUAUAUCAAGCUUCACUUCCUGGUCAAGAAAAAUUGCUUGGAUCCGUGCUCUUGUAAAUCGCGCCUACAAAAUCUGCAGUAAUGCCACUCUCCUGAACAACGAAUUAAAACAAAUCCAAAAUUUCAUGUCUUGGAAUGGUUUCCCUCGCAAAUUAACCUAAAAACUUAGUAACCAAUUUAAACCAUCACCACCAGUAUCUAAUGACAACGACAACGAAGCCACAAUGACUGAAUAAAACAAAACUGCUAAUAUACGAUGACGCAAAGUCUGAUCAAACCAGUAUAAUGGCUGAACAUGUUUUCAACAACACUAAAAUAAUUGAUAAAUCUAACCAUUGGUCCCUUUUACUAUAUCAAGAAUCCCUCGCUAUUCAAAGAUAUAAACCUGAACUUAAUCAUGGACUUAAAGCUUCUAAAGAACUAAUCAUAUUUAAUUAAUUCAUUAAUAAUCAACCUAAUUAUUGCAUCAUAUUUCUUCAUAUAAAUGCCGCUUUUUAUAUAUAACCUAUAGCUAGUUUAUCCUGAUCAUGACUGAAAUAUAGUCGCAACGUAGAUAAAUAAAAAUGUUAUCGAUUUUUUCGAGCCGACACUUGUGGGUUUCCGUAUUUGUAACAAAACCGCUAAAAAUAACACCUGUCUAUUGAUAUAAUUUCUCGCCGAAAUAAUAAUCUGAUUCGAAACAUUGCAACUUUGCAAGUGAGCCAAGUCCGUCUCUCCCUCCAUUCUCGCACCUCGCGCUCGAUCUCGUUGCUUCGCGAUUCGGAUUCUAGAGAGACGGACUUGAUCCAAGUCUAUUCAGCUACAUCGAGUAUUAAACUUGAACCGUUGCACUAUUGCCGAAAGGCUUUUGGUGUUGAUGCUGCUGUACAAGUUCUACCAGCUCUGCAAACGUCUUCUCUGAAGGUUUUUUUGGCGUAGUGAAGUUCCGAAUCAACUUACCACAAACACUCAAUAACAUCGCUUGUUGUUUAUCUUUGCCGUCCACGCUACUUUCUUCAAAGUAAAAUUCCAACUGCUCAGUAUACUCUCCAUUCCUCUUGUGGGUCAUAUUCUUCUAGUUUUCCAUGACUUCCCAUUUUAUCUCGUCGCCAAAUGUACCAUUUUGACCUUAACACACAACUAUAAUAAUUAAACUUUAUUAUAAAAGUACAGCUGGCUAGUUCUCCUCGAGUUUAACUCCCGGAUGUUACAAGAAUACACCUCAUUUUUGACCUGCAGCACUGAUCUAAAAUAAGACUAGAUAACGCAUCUAUAGUAUGGAAAAGUGAAGCCAAACGUCACCGGCCGCCACCCGAUUCUGGGGUCCCACUUUUAUAUAGAUUUGUAUUAAAUCAGUAUGUUAGUUUUUCGCGUCUUUUACCUUGGCUACGUUUCUUACCGAGUCAGUUUUACAAUCACAAAGAUACAAACAUACAAGAAGGUAUUUUAAAACUAUUAAGCUCAGUACGCUUUUGCUGACAAUGUAUAGCUGCUUCAUUUCUUCAAAUUUCCUGAGAAUAUUUGUCCUGCUGCAAUGGCAAUUCUGGUAUAUUUUGAGUUUAUUUUGUAGGGAAGCAGCAAAGCAAGCUCGUGUUGAUAAACAAAGUCUGGGGCUUUCCACUCCUUCAAAGUCUGCGGCGUUAUAUAGCCAUUAUCCAAAUUUUUUGCUCAAAAUUCUUCCUGUAUGCUUUUAUUUUUGCGAGUAGUAGCCAAGGCAAAAAACGCGAAAAACUACCAUACUGUAAUACAAAUCUGUACAAAAGUGGGGCCCCAGAAUCGACUGGCGACCGGUGACAUCCAGCUUCACUUUUGCAUACUAUAGAUGCGUUAUACAGUCUUAUUUCAGAUCAGUGGCCUGCAGUAGCAGCAGGCGUAACUCGGCGGUAAGCUAAGGGACAACACCCUAACUGUAUUUGUAACCCAUGACCCCUUUAAGGCCAUGUUACACCGGGUAAUUUUUGCUGCAACUUACAACGCAUUCCUGACAUAGAACUAUGUUAUCUAAAAAGGAGUCGCAGUAAAUUGUGCGCAUGGUCUACUGUUUACUUUGCCGACAUUUUUAAUUAUAUUUCUUUUAUUUUUCAUCCCCUUGCAGAGUAGAAUGCGGGCAAUGUUGACAAUUUCUUGGAAUAUCAUGACCUGUCUCGGUAAUUGCAUGGCAAUUUGCGGUAACAUGGCUAUAUAUCCAAAACUGCUUUGUAAUUGUAGCAAAAGUUGCCUCGUGUAACAUUUCUUUUGCAGUAUUAUUAUAAUUUUAAAUUACACUUUUAGAUUGUAAUUCUUUACUGAUAUGGAACCUUAAAUGUGGAACGAUGCUCCAUAGAGUUGAUAUUACACAUGAUAUCAGAGCGUUAGCAGUGGUGCCAGGAAGUGAAUUUCUAUUGUCAGGUUCGCUUCGUCAUAAGACGCUGAAAUUGUGGAAUCUACGCAAUGGGCGGUUUGUUGAAGAGUUUCAAUUCGACCAUGGUGUUGAAACUAUAGCAUGCUCCUCAAAUGGGAUGGUUUGUGUCGGCCUACGAGGUGGUUGGGUCUGCUUUCUGCGUUUCAAUAAUUUAUCCUAUCAUUCAGGACAACUCAAACAACAAGGUUCAAGAGGGUCAAAACAAAUACAGGGUGUGUAAAAAAGCACCUUAGCUAUUGUGUUAAUCAAUAAAUUUUUUUCACAGCAACGGCGGAACAAAAAUUUCUGGUUGAAAUCGCAUUUUCUAACCGCUGGGAAUUGAGUGCAAAACUAUUGAAAGUAAAUCCCAUUUGGAUCGAAAAUUUUUAAAUUUUAAUUUAAAAAGCCUUAAAUAUGGUGUGAUAAAUUGGUCACUUCUACGAAGGUGGAAAAUGUGAUUUUGACCGGCAAUGUUUAAUCGGCUUGUACUGUAUUUGGUUAUUUGUGCUUGGAAUGAAACAAGAAAGGUUUCAUUCAUAAGAUAAAACCCUAAUCUUUAUUAAUAUGAAAAAAUAAAUUUUUGCGCUCAAUAUUGAGCGCGCAAGAGCACCCGAUUGCCUUUUUCUAGAUGCACCCUGUACAUAGAUUGGGAAGACGAGCACCUAUGCCGCAAGAAUCUUUCUAGGAGUCCGAGGGCAUGCUCUCCCCUGAGAAGUUUUGAAUUCCAAGGUCAGGUUGGAAACGGAUCAAAAGUAGGUUGAAUAUAAAUAUUUGUGGUAAGAAUAUGAAUAUUUCAGGUAGGAAUAUGAAUAUUCAUAGUAAGAAUAUGAAUAUUUGAAACACAAUCGGAAUUAAUAUUUUCACA